UAAACAAAAAAAAAAACCAAAAACCAAGCAGAUAUGCCAGGUGGCAACUGUACCUCACACGAAGAUUGCAGUGAAGCGCAACAAUGUGGAUCGUCUGGUCAAUGUAUCGAUCCCUGUCACACACUCUGUGUGGGCGCGAUGAAGUGCGUCACCCUAGCUCAUAAGGUUACCACAUGCAUAUGCCCCAAGACUUUGACCAACAACAGCACUACUGCGAACUGCAUACCCACCAAUUUGACAGACGAACCGAUCGAAACUACAACGGAAUCAGUCAGUAUUAAGUACACGGUUAUGCAAUUGGCAAAUCAAACCGAAAUGCGAACACGUUAUACCGAUAUAGAAGCUGAGGAGGAAACAACAGUAUCUUAUAACACGACAACGGAAUCGUACAAAACUACCAAGCACCUUGCAAUUGACACUACACCAUCCGCUCCAGAUACAUCCAGUUUUCCUACUACAGAAACAAAUACCGCAGUAUCAAUAACUGACGAUCUGACCACCAUAGUCCCAGAUGAAAAUAAAACGACAACCCUAUUCACGGAACAAAGCACCAGCACAGCUCCAACAGUAACGGCAUCAAUUUCCUUCGAAACAUCUACAAAAUCCGAAUCAGCAACGAUUCCGAUAGAUAUUCGAAUGGAAACUGUACAACCAGUAGUAGCAAACGAUAGAUCGACACUUACACCCAUCUCUAGGAAAACUACCAUUCCAAUAUCUGCUUCAGAAACAUCAACGUCCCUUCCCCAAGACACUACCCGAAUAGGAAUGACCGAUUACACUACAGAAGAAGCUCCUGAAACUGUACCAACUGUAGUACCGAUCUCUAGGGAAACACGUAUGCCACCAUCGGCUUCUGAAACAACCACAUCCCUUCCAGGAGCUACUACCCGAAUGGGAAUGACCGAUUACACCACAGAAGGAGCUCCUAGGACUGUACCAACUGUUGUACCGAUCUCUAGGGAAACAACCCUUCCAUCUUCAGUUUCUGACACACCCACAUCCCUUCCAGGAGAUACAACUCGAAUGGGAACGACCGAUUACACAACAGAAGGAGCUCCUAGGACUGGACCAACUGUAGUGCCGAUAUCUAGGGAAAAUACCAGACCAACAUCUGGCUCUGACACCACAACAUCCCUGCCAGGAGGUACUACCCGAAUGGGAAUGACCGAUUACACAACAGAAGGCGCGCCUAGGUCUGGACCAACUGUUGUACCGAUCUCUAGCGAAACAACUGUGCCAACAUCUGCUUCUCACACAACAACAUCCCUUCCACAAGAUACAACUCGAAUAGGAAUGACCGAUUACACCACAGAAGGUGUGCCGGGGACUGUACCAACUGUAGGUCCAAUCGAAAGAUCCUCGCUUAAGCCCCUCUCUAGGGAAUCAACCGUGCCAACAUCGGCUUCUGAAACAACCACAUACCUUCCAGGAGAUACUACUCGAAUGGGAAUGACCGAUUACACAACAGAAGGAGCUCCUAAGACUGGACCAACUGUAGUACCGAUAUCUGGGGAAACAACUUUGUCAACACCGGCUUCCGAAACAACCACAUCCCUUUCAGGAGAUACUACUCGAAUGGGAAUGACCGAUUACACAACAGAAGGAGCUCCUAGGACUGGACCAACUGUAGUGCCGAUAUCUAGGGAAAAUACCAGACCAACAUCUGGCUCUGACACCACAACAUCCCUGCCAGGAGGUACUACCCGAAUGGGAAUGACCGAUUACACUACAGAAGGAGCUCCUAGGACUGUACAAACUGUAGUACCGAUCUCUAGGGAAACUACCCUUCCAUCUUCAGUUUCUGACACACCCACAUCCCUUCCAGGAGAUACUAAUCGAAUGGGAAUGACCGAUUACACAACAGAAGGAGCUCCUAGGACUGUACCAACUGUAGUACCGAUCUCUAGGGAAACUACCCUUCCAUCUUCAGUUUCUGACACACCCACAUCCCUUCCAGGAGAUACUACUCGAAUGGGAAUGACCGAUUACACAACAGAAGGAGCUCCUAGGACUGUACCAACUGUAGUACCGAUCUCAAAGGAAACAACCAUGCCAACCUCUGCUUCUGAAACAACCGCAUCCUUUCCACAAGAAACUACCGGAAUGGGAAUGACCGAUUACACAACAGAAGGCGCGCCUAGAACUGGACCAACUGUAGUACCGAUCUCUAGGGAAACAACUAUGCCAACAUCGGCUUCUGAAACAACCACAUCCCUUCCAGGAGAUACUACUCGAAUAGGAAAGAACGAUUACACAACAGAAGGAGCUCCUAGGACUGUACCAACUGUAGUACCGAUCUCAAAGGAAACAACCAUGCCAACCUCUGCUUCUGAAACAACCGCAUCCCUUCCACAAGAAUCUACCGGAAUGGGAAUGACCGAUUACACAACAGAAGGCGCGCCUAGGACUGGACCAACUGUAGUACCGAUAUCUGGGGAAACAACUUUGCCAACAACUGCUUCUGAAACAACCACAUACUUUCCAGGAGAUACUACUCGAAUGGGAAUGACCGAUUACACAACAGAAGGAGCUCCUAGGACUGUACAAACUGUAGUACCGAUCUCUAGGGAAACUACCCUUCCAUCUUCAGUUUAUGACACACCCACAUCCCUUCCAGGAGAUACUACUCGAAUGGGAAUGACCGAUUACACAACAGAAGGAGCUCCUAGGACUGUACCAACUGUAGUACCGAUCUCUAGGGAAACUACCCUUCCAUCUUCAGUUUCUGACACACCCAAAUCCCUUACAGGAGAUACUACUCGAAUGGGAAUGGCCGAUUACACAACAGAAGAAGCUCCUAGGACUGUACCAACUGUAGUACCGAUCUCAAAGGAAACAACCAUGCCAACCUCUGCUUCUGAAACAGCCACAUCCCUUCCACAAGAAACUACCAGAAUGGGAAUGACCGAUUACACCACAGAAGGUGUGCCGGGGACUGUACCAACUGUAGUUCCAAUCGAAAGAUCCUCGCUUAAGCCCCUCUCUAGGGAAACAACCGUGCCAACAUCUGCUUCUGAAACAACCACAUACCUUCCAGGAGAUACUACUCGAAUGGGAAUGACCGAUUACACUACAGAAGAAGCUCCUAAAACUGUACCAACUGUAGUACCGAUCUCUAGGGAAACAACUAUGCCAACAUCUGCUUCUGAAACAACCACAUACCUUCCAGGAGAUACUACUCGAAUGAGAAUGACCGAUUACACAACAGAAGGAGCUCAUAGGACUGUACAAACUGUAGUACCGAUCUCUAGGGAAACUACCCUACCAUCUUCAGUUUCUGACACACCCACAUCCCUUCCAGGAGAUACUACCCGAAUGGGAAUGACCGAUUACACUACAGAAGAUGCUCCUAAAACUGUAUCAACUGUAGUACCAAUCUCUAGGGAAACAACUAUGCCAACAUCGGCUUCUGAAACAACCACAUACCUUCCAGGAGGUACUAUUCGAAUGGGAAUGACCGAUUACACAACAGAAGGAGCUCCUAGGACUGGACCAACCGUAGUACCGAUAUCUGGAGAAACAACUUUGUCAACAUCUGCUUCUGAAGCAACCACAUCCCUGCCAGGAGAUAAUACUCGAAUGGGAAUGACCGAUUACACAACAGAAGGAGCUCCUAGGACUGUACCAACUGUAGUACCGAUCUCAAAGGAAACAACCAUGCCAACCUCUGCUUCUGAAACAACCACAUCCCUUCCAGGAGAUACUACUCGAAUGGGAAUGACCGAUUACGCUACAGAAGAAGCUCCUAAAACUGUACCAACUGUAGUACCCAUCUCUAGGGAAACAACUAUGCCAACAUCGGCUUCUGGAACAACCACAUCCCUUCCAGGAGAUACUACUCGAAUGGGAAUGACCGUUUACACAACAGAAGGAGCUCCUAGGACUGUACCAACUGUAGUACCGGUCUCAAAGGAAAAAACCAUGCCAACCUCUGCUUCUGAAACAACCGCAUCCCUUCCACAAGAAACUACCGGUAUGGGAAUGACCGAUUACACAACAGAAGGCGCGCCUAGGACUGGACCAACUGUAGAACCGAUCUAUAGGGAAACAACUAUGCCAACAUCUGCUUCUGACAAAACAACAUCCGUUCCACAAGAAACAACCCGAAUACGAAUGACCGAUUACACCACAGAAGGUGUGCCGGGGACUGUACCAACUGUAGUUCCAAUCGAAAGAUCCUCGCUUAAGCCCCUCUCUAGGGAAACAACCGUGCCAACAUCGGAUUCUGAAACAACCACAUCCCUUCCAAGAGAUACAACCCGAAUGGGAAUGACCGAUUACACUAUAGAAGAAGCUCCUAAAACUGUACCAACUGUAGUACCGAUCUCUAGGGAAACUACCCCUCCAUCUUCAGUUUCUGGCACACCCACAUCCCUUCCAGGAGAUACUACUCGAAUGGGAAUGACCGAUUACACUACAGAAGAAGCUCCUAAAACUGUACCAGCUGUAGUACCCAUCUCUAGGGAAACAACUAUGCCAACAUCGGCUUCUGAAACAACCACAUCCCUUCCAGGAGAUACUACUCGAAUGGGAAUGACCGAUUACACAACAGAAGGAGCUCCUAGGACUGGACCAACUGUAGGACCGAUAUCUGGGGAAACAACUUUGCCAACAUCUGCUUCUGACACAACAAGAUCCCUUCCAGGAGAUACUACUCGAAUGGGAAUGACCGUUUACACAACAGAAGGAGCUCCUAGGACUGUACCAACUGUAGUUCUAAUCGAAAGAUCCUCGCUUAAGCCCCUCUCUAGGGAAACAACCAUGCCAACAUUGGCUUCUGAAACAACCACAUCCCUUCCAGGAGAUACUACCCGAAUGGGAAUGACCGAUUACACUACAGAAGAAGCUCCUAAAACUGUACCAACUGUAGUACCGAUCUCUCGGGAAACAACCAUGCCAACAUUGGCUUCUGAAACAACCACAUCCCUUCCAGGAGAUACUACUCGAAUGGGAAUGACCGAUUACACAACAGAAGGAGCUCCUAGGACUGGACCAACUGUAGUACCGAUAUCUGGGGAAACAACUUUGCCAAUAUCUGCUUCUGACACAACAAGAUCCCUUCCAGGAGAUACUACUCGAAUGGGAAUGACCGUUUACACAACAGAAGGAGCUCCUAGGACUGCACCAACUGUAGUUCUAAACGAAAGAUCCUCGCUUAAGCCCCUCUCUAGGGAAACAACCGUGCCAACAUCGGAUUCUGAAACAACCACAUCCCUUCCAAGAGAUACUACCCGAAUAGGAAUGACCGAUUACACUACAGAAGAAGCUCCUAAAACUGUACCAACUGUAGUACCGAUCUCUAGGGAAACAACUAUGCCAACAUCGGCUUCUGAAACAACCACAUCCCCUCCAGGAGAUACUACUAGAAUGGGAAUGACCGAUUACACAACAGAAGGAGCUCCAAGGACUGUACAAACUGUAGUACCGAUCUCUAGGGAAACUACCCUUCCAUCUUCAGUUUCUGACACACGCACAUCCCUUCCAGGAGAUACUACUCGUAUGGGAAUGACCGAUUACACAACAGAAGGAGCUCCUAAGACUGUACCAAAUGUAGUACCAAUAUCUAGGGAAACAACUAUGCCAACAUCGGAUUCUGAAACAACCACAUCCCCUCCAGGAGAUACUACUCGAAUGGGAAUGACCGAUUACACAACAGAAGGAGCUCCAAGGACUGUACAAACAGUAGUACCGAUCUCUAGGGAAACUACCCUUCCAUCUUCAGUUUCUGACACACGCACAUCCCUUCCAGGAGAUACUACUCGUAUGGGAAUGACCGAUUACACAACAGAAGGAGCUCCUAAGACUGUACCAAAUGUAGUACCAAUAUCUGGGGAAACAACUUUGCCAACAUCUGCUUCUGAAACAACCACAUACCUUCCAGGAGAUACUACUCGAAUGGGAAUGACCGAUUACACAACAGAAGGAGCUCCUAAGACUGGACCAACUGUACUACCGAUAUCUGGGGAAACAACUUUGGCAACACCGGCUUCCGAAACAACCACAUCCUUUUCAGGAGAUACUACUCGAAUGGGAAUGACCGAUUACACAACAGAAGGAGCUCCUAGGACUGGACCAACUGUAGUACCGAUAUCUGGGGAAACAACUUUGCCAACAUCUGCUUCUGACAAAACAACAUCCGUUCCACAAGAAACAACCCGAAUAGGAAUGACCGAUUACACCACAGAAGGUGUGCCGGGGACUGUACCAACUGUAGUUCCAAUCGAAAGAUCCUCGCUUAAGCCCUUCUCUAGGGAAACAACCGUGCCAACAUCGGAUUCUGAAACAACCACAUCCCUUCCAAGAGAUACUACCCGAAUGGGAAUGACCGAUUACACUACAGAAGAAGCUCCUAAAACUGUACCAACUGUAGUAGCGAUCUCUAGGGAAACAACUAUGCCAACAUCGGCUUCUGAAACAACCACAUCCCUUCCAGGAGAUACUACUCGAAUGGGAAUGACCGAUUACACAACAGAAGGAGCUCCUAAAACUGUACCAACUGUAGUACCGAUCUCUAGCGAAACAACUAUGCCAACAUCUGCUUCUGACACAACAACAGCCCUUCCACAAGAAACAACCCGAAUAGGAAUCACCGAUUACACCACAGAAGGUGUGCCGGGGACUGUACCAACUGUAGUUCCAAUCGAAAGAUCCUCGCUUAAGCCCCUCUCUAGGGAAACAACCGUGCCAACAUCGGAUUCGGAAACAACCACAUCCCUUCCAAGAGAUACUACCCGAAUGGGAAUGACCGAUUACACUACAGAAGAAGCUCCUAAAACUGUACCAACUGUAGUAGCGAUCUCUAGGGAAACAACUAUGCCAACAUCGGCUUCUGAAACAACCACAUCCCUUCCAGGAGAUACUACUCGAAUGGGAAUGACCGAUUACACAACAGAAGGAGCUCCUAGGACUGGACCAACUGUAGUACCGAUCUAUAGGGAAACAACUAUGCCAACAUCUGCUUCUGACAAAACAACAUCCGUUCCACAAGAAACAACCCGAAUAGGAAUGACCGAUUACACCACAGAAGGUGUGCCGGUGACUGUACCAACUGUAGUUCCAAUCGAAAGAUCCUCGCUUAAGCCCCUCUCUAGGGAAACAACCGUGCCAACAUCGGAUUCGGAAACAACCACAUCCCUUCCAAGAGAUACUACCCGAAUGGGAAUGACCGAUUACACUACAGAAGAAGCUCCUAAAACUGUACCAACUGUAGUAGCGAUCUCUAGGGAAACAACUAUGCCAACAUCGGCUUCUGAAACAACCACAUCCCUUCCAGCAGAUACUACUCGAAUGGGAAUGACCUAUUACACAACAGAAGGAGCUCCUAGGACUGGACCAACUGUAGUACCGAUCUAUAGGGAAACAACUAUGCCAACAUCUGCUUCUGACAAAACAACAUCCAUUCCACAAGAAACAACCCGAAUAGGAAUGACCGAUUACACCACAGAAGGUGUGCCGGGGACUGUACCAACUGUAGUUCCAAUCGAAAGAUCCUCGCUUAAGCCCCUCUCUAGGGAAACAACCGUGCCAACAUCGGAUUCUGAAACAACCACAUCCCUUCCAAGAGAUACUACCCGAAUGGGAAUGACCGAUUACACUACAGAAGAAGGUCCUAAAACUGUACCAACUGUAAUAGCGAUCUCUAGGGAAACAACUAUGCCAACAUCGGCUUCUGAAACAACCACAUCGCUUCCAGGAGAUACUACUCGAAUGGGAAUGACGGAUUACAUAACAGAAGGCGCGCCUAGGACUGGACCAACUGUAGUACCGAUCUCUAGCGAAACAACUAUGCCAACAUCUGCUUCUGACACAACAACAGCCCUUCCACAAGAAACAACCCGAAUAGGAAUCACCGAUUACACCACAGAAGGUGUGCCGGGGACUGUACCAACUGUAGUUCCAAUCGAAAGAUCCUCGCUUAAGCCCCUCUCUAGGGAAACAACCGUGCCAACAUCGGAUUCGGAAACAACCACAUCCCUUCCAAGAGAUACUACCCGAAUGGGAAUGACCGAUUACACUACAGAAGAAGCUCCUAAAACUGUACCAACUGUAGUAGCGAUCUCUAGGGAAACAACUAUGCCAACAUCGGCUUCUGAAACAACCACAUCCCUUCCAGGAGAUACUACUCGAAUGGGAAUGACCGAUUACACAACAGAAGGAGCUCCUAGGACUGGACCAACUGUAGUACCGAUCUAUAGGGAAACAACUAUGCCAACAUCUGCUUCUGACAAAACAACAUCCGUUCCACAAAAAACAACCCGAAUAGGAAUGACCGAUUACACCACAGAAGGUGUGCCGGGGACUGUACCAACUGUAGUUCCAAUCGAAAGAUCCUCGCUUAAGCCCCUCUCUAGGGAAACAACCGUGCCAACAUCGGAUUCUGAAACAACCACAUCCCUUCCAAGAGAUACUACCCGAAUGGGAAUGACCGAUUACACUACAGAAAAAGGUCCUAAAACUGUACCAACUGUAGUAGCGAUCUCUAGGGAAACAACUAUGCCAACAUCGGCUUCUGAAACAACCACAUCGCUUCCAGGAGAUACUACUCGAAUGGGAAUGACGGAUUACACAACAGAAGGCGCGCCUAGGACUGGACCAAUUGUAGUACCGAUCUCUAGCGAAACAACUAUGCCAACAUCUGCUUCUGACACAACAACAGCCCUUCCACAAAAAACAACCCGAAUAGGAAUCACCGAUUACACCACAGAAGGUGUGCCGGGGACUGUACCAACUGUAGUUCCAAUCGAAAGAUCCUCGCUUAAGCCCCUCUCUAGGGAAACAACCGUGCCAACAUCGGAUUCUGAAACAACCACAUCCCUUCCAAGAGAUACUACCCGAAUGGGAAUGAUCGAUUACACUACAGAAGACGCUCCUAAGACUGUACCAACUGUAGUACCAAUCUCUAGCGAAACAACUAUGCCAACAUCGGCUUCUGAGACAACCACAUACCUUCCAGGAGAUACCAUUCGAAUGGGAAUGACCGAUUACACAACAGAAGUUGCUCCUAGGACUGGACCAACCGUAGUACCGAUAUCUGGAGAAACAACUUUGUCAACAUCUGCUUCUGAAACAUCCACAUCCCUGCCAAGAGAUAAUACUCGAAUGGGAAUGACCGAUUACACAACAGAAGGAGCUCCUAGGACUGUACCAACAGUAGUACCGAUCUCAAGGGAAACAACCAUGCCAACCUCUGCUUCUGAAACAACCACAUCCCUUCCACAAGAAACUACCGGAAUGGGAAUGACCGAUUACACCACAGAAGGUGUGCCGGGGACUGUACCAACUGUAGUUCCAAUCGAAAGAUCCUCGCUUAAGCCCCUCUCUAGGGAAACAACCGUGCCAACAUCGGAUUCUGAAACAACCACAUCCCUUCCAAGAGAUACUACCCGAAUGGAAAUGACCGAUUACACUAUAGAAGAAGCUCCUAAAACUGUACCAACUGUAGUACCGAUCUCUAGGGAAACAACUAUGCCAACAUCGGCUUCUGAAACAACCACAUCCCUUCCAGGAGAUACUACUCGAAUGGGAAUGACCGAUUACACUAUAGAAGAAGCUCCUAAAACUGUACCAGCUGUAGUACCGAUCUCUAGGGAAACAACUAUGCCAACAUCGGCUUCUGAAACAACCUCAUCCCUUCCAGGAGAUACUACUCGAAUGGGAAUGACCGAUUACACAACAGAAGGAGCUCCUAGGACUGGACCAACUGUAGUACCGAUAUCUGGGGAAACAACUUUGCCAACAUCUGCUUCUGAAACAACCACAUACCUUCCAGGAGAUACUACUCGAAUGGGAAUGACCGAUUACACAACAGAAGGAGCUCCUAGGACUGGACCAACUGUAGUGCCGAUAUCUAGGGAAAAUACCAGGCCAACAUCUGGCUCUGACACCACAACAUCCCUGCCAGGAGGUACUACCCGAAUGGGAAUGACCGAUUACACAACAGAGGGAGCUUUUAGGACUGUACCAACUGUAGUACUGCUCUCUGGGGAAACAACUUUGCCAACAUCUGCUUCUGAAACAACCACAUACCUUCCAGGAGAUACUACUCGAAUGGGAAUGACCGAUUACACAACAGAACGAGCUCCUAGGACUGGACCAACUGUAGUACCGAUAUCUGGGGAAACAACUUUGCCAACAUCUGCUUCUGAAACAACCACAUACCUUCCAGGAGAUACUACUCGAAUGGGAAUGACCGAUUACACAACAGAAGGAGCUCCUAGGACUGAACCAACCGUAUUACCGAUAUCUGGGGAAACAACUUUGCCAACAUCUGCUUCUGAAACAACCACAUACCUUCCAGGAGAUACUACUCGAAUGGGAAUGACCGAUUACACAACAGAAGGAGCUCCUAGGACUGAACCAACCGUAUUACCGAUAUCUGGGGAAACAACUUUGCCAACAUCUGCUUCUGAAACAACCACAUACCUUCCAGGAGAUACUACUCGAAUGGGAAUGACCGAUUACACAACAGAAGGAGCUCCUAGGACUGGACCAAUUGUAGUACCGAUAUCUGGGGAAACAACUUUGCCAACAUCUGCUUCUGACACAACAAGAUCCCUUCCAGGAGAUACUACUCGAAUGGGAAUGACCGAUUACACAACAGAAGGAGCUCCUAGGACUGGACCAACCGUAUUACCGAUAUCUGGGGAAACAACUAUGCCAACAUCUGCUUCUGAAACAACCACAUACCUUCCAGCAGAUACUACUCGAAUGGGAAUGACGGAUUACACAACAGAAGGCGCGCCUAGGACUGGACCAACUGUAGUACCGAUCUCUAGGGAAACAACUAUGCCAACAUCUGCUUCUGACACAACAACAUCCCUUCCACAAGAAACAACCCGAAUAGGAAUGACCCAUUACACCACAGAAGGUGUGCCGGGGACUGUAUCAACUGUAGUUCCAAUCGAAAGAUCCUCGCUUAAGCCCCUCUCUAGGGAAACAACCGUGCCAACAUCGGAUUCUGAAACAACCACAUCCCUUCCAAGAGAUACUACCCGAAUAGGAAUGACCGAUUACACUACAGAAGAAGCUCCUAAAUCUGUACCAACUGUAGUACCGAUCUCUAGGGAAACAACUAUGCCAACAUCGGAUUCUGAAACAACCACAUCCCUUCCAAGAGAUACUACCCGAAUGGGAAUGACCGAUUACACUACAGAAGAAGCUCCUAAAAAGCUACCAACUGUAGUACCGAUCUCUAGGGAAACAACUAUGCCAAUAUCGGCUUCUGAAACAACCACAUCCUUUCCAAGAGAUACUACCCAGAUGGAACUGACCGAUUACACUACAGAAGGAGCUCCUAAGACUGUACCAACUGUAGUACCGAUAUCUGGGGAAACUACCAGGCUAACAUCUGCUUCUGACACCACAACAUCCCUUCCAGGAGAUACUACCCGAAUGGGAAUGACUUAUUACACAACAGAAGGAGCUCCUAGGACUGUACCAACUGUAGUACUGAUCUCUAGGGAAACAACUAUGCCAACAUCGGAUUCUGAAACAACCACAUCCCUUCCAAGAGAUACUACCCGAAUGGGAAUGACCGAUUACACUACAGAAGAAGCUCCUAAAAAGGUACCAACUGUAGUACCGAUCUCUAGGGAAACAACUAUGCCAACAUCUGCUUCUGAAGCAAGCACAUCCCUUCCAGGAGAUACUACCCAAAUGGGAAUGACCGAUUAUACUACAGAAGUACCGGCAAGGCUUAUGCCAACUCUUAGUUCAUUCAAUAGAUCCACCAUCCCAAUUGCUUCAAAGGAAACAGAGCCCACUCCUAUAUCGGUAGUGACGCCUGUUUCUGCGGUUGGUAUGCCAAAUGCCACCGAAAGAACUGUGACUAUUACUCCGACAAUAAAUUGCAUGACUGAAAACGACUGCUCUGACGAUGAGACUUGUGUGGCAGGCAUAUGCAUAUCACCUUGUGAGUACUAUCAAAAUGUUUGCACUGUGCAAAAUUUGACUGUCUGUCGUACAUUGAACCACACCACAAUGUGCUUUUGUGAUACCGCCGCUGAUGUAAAUAGACCCGAUUGCUCUAUGAAAGCAGAAAUCGGUUGCGCAUCGAGUGAUGAGUGUCCCACCCAGCAGGCGUGCAUCAAUGCGCUUUGCGUGGAUCCCUGUACCUACAGUAAUCCCUGCAGCCGUACCGAAGACUGUCGAGUUCUCAACCAUCAGCCUUUGUGCUCUGCAGAAAUGGGUCGCACUCCUGGGUGCGAGCACUGUCCGCCGGGUGCAAAUUGCGAUCCCACCACUGGUGCUUGUAUCAAGGCUAAUGUAACAAUAACAACUAGUACUACCAAGAAACCAAGAACAACCAAGAGACCAACACCAACACCAAGAACAACUGCAACUACAACCACAACCACAACAACUGCUAACCCAAACAAAAGUGUCAAAACACCGACACCGACCACCACCACUACCUUCACUAGCACUGAAUCGAGCACAGCAUCCACAAGCGCUACUAACCAAACAACCAGUAAGAAUAAGCCACCAGACACCGAAAGCACAACAUCCCACACGGAUGCCACAAGGCGGUACCGCGAUGGAGAGAACAAUAUAACCGAUACACCGACGGCAAGGCCAUCGGUGGCAACGACGAAGUUGCGUGGCGAAGACGUGGCCGGCGACAGUCAACGGCGAACCACAACGACGCCAAAGAUGAAGACCACGCGUUUGGAUACAUCCAAUGAAGUGCCCGAUGCGACAACAACCUGGCCGACCGAGCUGCCAACCACUGAUGGCACCACAACGGAGAUCUACAGCACAAUUAUUGUCCCACUGGGAGGCAACAACGCCACCACCACUACUGACAUCUCAUUAAUUAACCCAUGUACAGUAGAUACUAACUGUGCUCCUAACGAGCACUGUAAGCUGGGCAAUUGCCGUAAGAAAGAGCCACCGGGUACACCGAAAACACCAGAGCCCUGCCAAUCGAACAACGAUUGCAUUGAGAGCGAGGCCUGUUACAUGGGUCUGUGCCAGGAUCCGUGCGAAUUUGCCAAGAUAUGUGCCGCGAGUGCCAAGUGUACGGCUAAGAGUCAUCGACCCAUUUGCACCUGUCCGCAGGGACAUGAGGGCAAUCCGAUGGUCAAGUGUGUGCCCACCGAAACCUCAAUUGAAUGCACAGACAAUUCCGACUGCGGAGUGACGGAGGCUUGCAUCAAUGAAAGAUGCCAGCAUCCAUGCGAUGUUCACGAUCCCUGUGCCACGAAUGCCAUUUGCAUCAACACCAACCAUGCGGCCGACUGCAGUUGUGCCGAUGGUUUCCAGGGCAAUGGACUUGUCGGCUGUCAGCCAGCACGCACCCAUGUCUGCCAAUACAACGAGGACUGUCCACCGACGAAACUCUGCGAUCGCCUCAACCGUCGCUGCAUCAAUCCCUGCCAAGAGGAUUCCUGUGGCGAGAAUGCCGAGUGCGUACCAAUCAACCACGGAACUGAUUGUCGCUGUCUGCCCGGCUUCCUGGGCAAUGCAUAUGUGCAGUGUUCGCCGCUGCAGGGAUGUCGUGCCGACACCGAGUGCGAUUCUAGUCAGGCCUGCAUCAAUGGAAAGUGUGCAUCGCCCUGUCAGUGCGGCGCCUUUGCACUCUGCGAUGUGAUCAACCAUCGUGGGGUGUGCAAGUGUCCGCCUGGAUACAAUGGAAAUCCCCAGGUGGGCUGCAGUCCGCCGCAGAAUCCCUGCGAUCCCAAUCCCUGUGGCCUCAGUGCCCUGUGCGAACUGGACAACGGCAAUCCCAUUUGCUACUGUCCCAAGGGACUCACAGGAAAUCCAUUCAAGAAUUGCAUCCCGGAAGGCGAUGAAUGCACACCGAAUCCUUGCGGACCCAACUCCGGAUGUCGUCGCGUGGAUGGGCAAUCCGUCUGCUUCUGCCUGCCCGAAUACGAGGGUCAGCCCCCUUUGAUAGCCUGCGAGCUGCCGUCGAACCCAUGCGGACCGUCGCCGUGCGGCCCCAACACACAGUGCACCGUCCUGAGCAACGGCUUCUCCAAGUGCACCUGCCUGCCGGGUUACGUGGAGAGCCCCAACACCAUUCGUGGCUGUGUGGAGCCCAUCAAUCCGUGCGAUCCCAGCCCCUGUGGCACUGGUGCCAUCUGCGACUCGUCGCGCCAACCAGUGUGCUACUGUCCGGACAACAAGAUCGGAAAUCCCUUCAGGCUGUGCGAGAAGCCCGCGGUGUCAAUUGAGCUCUGCCAGCCAGGUCCUUGCGGCCGAAAUGCCGACUGCUAUGUGGCCGGUAAUCGUGAGGAAUGCUACUGUCGCUCAGGAUAUGUCGGCGAUGCCUACCAAGGAUGCCACGAGCCAAGUCGCACCGUCUGUGACCCGAAUCCAUGCGGACCCAAUGCCAAUUGCGUUGUCGCCGGCGAUGGACAAACCGCCUGCGUUUGUCCCGAAGGUCUCUCCGGUGAUCCCACAUCGCUGGUGGGCUGCCACGGCUAUGAGUGCCAGGUUGAUGCCGAUUGUCCCCACAGCAAAGCCUGCAUGGGCUUCCGCUGCUACGAUCCCUGCCCCGGAGCUUGCGGCCAUGGAGCCAACUGUCGCGUUGAGGAGCAUCACCCCGUUUGCUCGUGCAAUGCUGGCUUGACUGGCAACCCAGGAGUCCGUUGCUAUGCCCUGGACCAUCCGAAGACCAAUCCGUGUGUGCCCAGUCCCUGUGGCGUCAAUAGCGAGUGCAAACUGCUAAACAAUCGCGCCGUCUGCUCCUGCAUUCCCGGCUACCUAGGCGAUCCAGAGUCGGGCUGCCAGCCGGAGUGCGACAUCAACUCGGACUGCGGCGAGAUCCUGUCGUGCAUUAACCACAAGUGCGUGGAUCCCUGUGCAGGAGCUAUUUGCGGUAUCAAUGCCAUUUGCAAUGUCCGCCAGCAUACGCCAGUAUGCCAUUGCUUGGACGGAUUCGCCGGCGAUGCCUUCCUUCAAUGCGUGCCGAUUGGAAUUUUGAAGAACGUGUCGCGCGACCCGUGUGCUCCGUCACCCUGCGGACCGCACGACGUCUGCUCGGUCUAUGGCGAUGGUGUGGCACUGUGUGAUCCCUGUUUUGGACCCAAUGCCCAGCAGAAUCCACGCUGCCGACCCGAGUGUGUGGCCAACUCCGACUGUCCCUUCGAUCGUGCCUGUUUGGGUCAGCGCUGCCUCGAUCCUUGCCCCGGCUCCUGCGGACGCAGUGCCCAGUGUAAUGUGUACGAACACAAUCCGGUGUGUUCCUGCCCCGUAGGGCUCUAUGGCAAUCCAUACGAGCAGUGCACCAUUCAAUCGGCAAUUGUACCAACUCCAGCGCCAAGCUGCGCAAAGCUGCAGUGCGGCGCCAAUGCUGAAUGCAAGCGGGCGCCCGGUGGCCUCGCCUGCGUCUGCCGCAAGGGAUACUUUGGUGAUCCACAUGUUGGCUGUCGUCCAGAGUGCGUGCUCAAUAGCGACUGUCCCGCGGACAAGGCCUGCAUGAACUCCAAGUGCGUAGAAGCCUGUGCUGGCGUGUGUGGCAUCAAUGCCGUCUGCCGUGUGGUGAACCAUGCCCCAGUGUGCAUCUGUUCUGAGGGUUACAGUGGAGAUGCCUCCAUUGCCUGUAAUCCUUACUAUCUGCCACCCGUUUCACCGCCCAUUGUGAGGCCACAUCCGUGCGAACCCUCGCCCUGCGGUCCCAAUUCCCGCUGUCUGGCCACCCCCGAGGGAUAUGCCGCCUGCUCCUGCCUGCCAAACUUCAAGGGAGCCCCGCCCGUCUGCCAGCCCGAGUGCGUCGUAAGCUCCGAGUGUGCUCCCAACCAGGCCUGUCUCAACCAGAGAUGCGCGGAUCCAUGUCCCGGUAUCUGCGGUGUCGGAGCCCGCUGCGAGGUGCUCAAUCACAAUCCCAUUUGCUCGUGCGAGCAAAAGUUCGAGGGAGAUCCGUUUGUUGCCUGCUCUCCCAUACCCGAGCCGGGUCGCGAGGUGGAUCUGCCCAAGAAUCCGUGCGUGCCCUCGCCCUGCGGACCCAACUCCAUUUGCCAGAUCAAACAGAACCGCCCCGUCUGCUCGUGUGUGGCCAACUACAUUGGCAGUCCGCCCUAUUGCCGGCCAGAGUGCACACUGAGCAGCGAGUGUCCUUCGGACAAGGCCUGCAUCCAUGAGAAGUGCCAGAAUCCCUGUGCCAAUGUCUGUGGACACAACGCCCGUUGUACGGUCAUCGCCCACUCCGCUCACUGCAGCUGCGACCAGGGUUACGAGGGAGAUGCCUUCAUCGGCUGCUCUCAGACAAAAGAAGAGAAAUCGGGUGAUGACUUUGGACCCUGCUAUCCCAAUCCUUGUGCCGAGAAUGCCGUGUGCACACCACACAACAAUGCCGCUCGCUGUAGCUGCAUUGAACCGUACUUUGGAGAUCCGUACAGCACUGGAUGCCGGCCCGAAUGUAUCUACAACUCGGAAUGCCCCUCGUCGCUGGCCUGCAUCAAACAGCACUGUCGCAAUCCUUGCACAGCUGCCUGUGGAGCCAAUGCCGAGUGUGCCGUGGUCAACCACUUGCCAUCCUGUAGUUGCACCCGCGGUCACGAGGGAGAUCCGUUCGUGGGUUGCAAGCGUAUGCCUGUGGGACCUGUGAGCGUCUGUGAACCGAAUCCUUGUGGCCCCAACAGCAUCUGCCGAACGGUCGAGGGCCAUCCCACGUGUAGCUGCCAAGUGGGUUACUUUGGUGCCCCGCCACAGUGCCGGCCUGAGUGCGUCGUCAGCUCGGAAUGCUCGCAACAUCUGGCGUGCAUCAACCAGAAGUGUACUGAUCCGUGUGCCGAAACCUGCGGCUUCAAUGCCAAGUGUCAAGUGAAUAACCACAACCCGAUAUGCUCUUGUCCCAGAGACUACAUUGGCGAUCCCUUUGAACAAUGUGUUCCUAAACCAUCUGAACCGCCAAAGAAUUUGGAUCCCUGCCUGCCCAGUCCAUGUGGACCCAAUGCCAAUUGUCGGAAUGUGAACAAUCGCGCCGAAUGCUCCUGUGCUCCGGGCAUGUUCGGAGCCCCACCGAGCUGCCGACCCGAGUGCGUUAUCAAUCAGGAUUGUCCAUCCAACCGGGCUUGCAUUCGCCAGAGAUGCGAGGAUCCUUGCAUUGGAAUCUGUGGCUUCAAUGCCCACUGCUCUACACAGCAUCAUCAGCCCAAGUGUGGGUGCAUUGAGGGCUUCGAAGGCGACCCGUACACCGGUUGCAACAUGCGGGAGAUCGUGGUUCCGGACGAACCAGCCGAUCCAUGUCACCCAUCCCCAUGUGGUGCCAAUGCCAUCUGUCGCGAACGCAAUGGUGCCGGCUCAUGCAGCUGCAUCCAGAACUAUUUCGGUGAUCCGUACAUAAACUGCCGCCCCGAGUGCGUGCAGAACAGUGAUUGUCCCGCGAGCAGGUCCUGCAUCAACAUGAAGUGCGGCGAUCCCUGCGCCAAUGCCUGUGGCUUCAAUGCCAUCUGCCGUGUGGCCCAUCACCAGGCGGUUUGUAGCUGUGAACCCGGUUUCACAGGCAAUCCGCAACGCGCCUGCGUCGAGCGUCCCUCAAAUAUAUACCUGCCCUUGCCCAAAGACCCUUGUAGACCAUCGCCCUGUGGCCUGUUUAGCACUUGCCACGUGGCUGGAGAUCACCCCGUUUGCGCUUGCCUUCCGGACUACCUUGGCGUUCCGCCCAACUGCAAGCCCGAGUGCCGCACAAGUGCAGAAUGUCCCUCGGAUAGGGCGUGUAUCAAUCAACGUUGCCGCGAUCCCUGUCCCGGCACUUGUGGCUACAAUGCGCGUUGUCGCUGCACGAAUCACUCCCCCAUUUGUAGCUGCAUCGACGGCUACACCGGUGAUCCGUUCCAUCAGUGUCUGCCCGAAAGAAAACCGGAGCCGAUACCAGACCCCAUCGUGCCAUUGAAUCCCUGCGUACCAUCGCCCUGCGGUCCCAACUCCCAGUGCCAGGUGGCCAGCACCGGAGCCGUGUGCUCCUGCGUGGCCAACUACAUUGGACGUCCGCCGGCCUGCCGGCCAGAGUGUAGCAUCAAUUCGGAGUGCCCCGCCCGGAUGGCCUGUAUGAAUGCGCGUUGUGCCGACCCGUGCAUCGGUUCCUGCGGCAACAAUGCCCUCUGUCAUGUCAGUCAACAUGCUCCGGUGUGCAUGUGCGAGCCUGGCUUCAGUGGCGAUCCCUUCACCGGCUGCUACAAGAUCUUAGAAACGCCCAUUGAGGUCUCACAACCCUGUCGCCCCAGUCCUUGCGGCUUGAAUGCCUUGUGCGAGGAGCGAAAUCGCGCUGCUGCCUGUAAAUGUCUGCCCGAAUACUUUGGGGAUCCGUACACCGAGUGUCGCCCCGAGUGCGUCAUCAAUUCGGACUGCCCCAAGUCGCGGGCGUGCGUCAAUCAGAGAUGCGUCGAUCCCUGUCCCGGGAUGUGCGGCCACAGCGCCCUGUGCGCUGUCUUCAAUCAUGCACCCAACUGUGAAUGCCUGCCCGGCUACACGGGAAACCCCAUUGUCGGCUGUCACCUGGUGCCCGAGACGCUACGCUAUCCCGACCCAAUAGUACCCGAAAAUCCAUGCCAACCCUCGCCCUGCGGCCUCUACAGCAACUGCCGCCCGGUCAACGGCCAUGCAGUGUGCUCCUGCGUGCCCAACUACAUUGGCUCCCCACCGAACUGCAGGCCCGAGUGCAUGAGCAGCUCGGAGUGCGCGCAGGACAAGUCGUGUCUGAACGAGCGGUGCAAAGAUCCCUGCCCGGGCACCUGUGGCAACAAUGCGCUCUGCCGUGUCGUUAACCAUAAUCCCAUCUGCUCCUGCAGCCCUGGCUUCAGCGGUGAUCCAUUUGUGCGCUGCUUCCCACAAGAAAAACGCCCCAUCGUCCAUGAUCGCGUCGAGCCAUGCGUGCCCUCGCCGUGCGGGGCAAACUCUCAGUGUCGGGUGUCGGCUAAUGAGCAGCCCGUCUGCUCAUGCUUGCAACAUUAUGUGGGUAGGGCGCCAAAUUGCCGACCCGAGUGCACUUCGAACUCGGAGUGUGCCGGCAACAUGGCCUGCAUCAAUCUGCGGUGCCGGGAUCCCUGCGUGGGUACCUGCGGAAGUCAGACCACGUGUCUUGUAAAUAAUCAUAGACCGAUAUGCCGCUGCCUCGAGGGCUAUGCGGGCGAUCCAUUCUCCGAGUGUAGUCCACAAACUAUCGUUCCGCCCGAGGUUGCACAGCCCUGCAAUCCCAGUCCCUGCGGCGCCAACGCGGUGUGCAACGAGCGCAAUGGUGUUGGCUCCUGUUCCUGCCUGCCCGAAUACAGUGGCGAUCCGUACACCGAAUGCCGGCCGGAGUGUGUCCUGAACAGCGACUGUUCGAAGAACCGCGCCUGCCUCAACAACAAGUGCCGCGAUCCCUGCCCAGGCGUUUGCGGUGUCUCCGCCGAGUGUCAUGUGAUUAACCACGCGCCCAGCUGCAGCUGCCCCUCCGGAUACACGGGCAACCCAUCGCAGUACUGCCGGGAAAUACCAAAAUUGGCCCCGCCUGUCCAGCCGUGUCGCCCGUCGCCAUGCGGCCCGUACAGCCAGUGCCGCGAGGUGAACGGACAUGCGGUCUGCUCAUGCACCACCAACUAUGUGGGCACUCCGCCCGCCUGUCGACCGGAGUGCUCUGUUAGUUCCGAGUGCUCCCAAGACAGGGCUUGCGUGAACUUGCGCUGUGUAGACCCCUGUCCCGGAACCUGCGGCCACGAGGCCAUUUGCAAGGUCACGAAUCACAAUCCCAUCUGCUCGUGCCCCAGUGGCUACAGCGGCGAUCCGUUUGUGCGAUGCGCUCCACGGCAACAAGAACCGGAGCAGCCCAAGUCCAAUGAGAAUCCCUGCGUGCCCAGUCCCUGCGGCCGCAACUCCCAAUGUCGCGUGGUGGGCGAGACUGGCGUCUGUUCCUGUCUGCCCAACUUCGUGGGCCGUGCGCCCAACUGUCGCCCAGAGUGCACCCUCAAUUCCGAGUGUCCUGCCAAUCUGGCGUGCAUCAAUGAGCGCUGCACAGACCCUUGUCCGGGAUCAUGCGGCUUCAAUGCUUACUGCAGUGUCGUUGGCCACUCGCCCAUCUGCUCGUGCGACAAUGGCUUCACUGGCGAUCCAUUCGCUGGCUGCAAUCCGCAACCUUUGCCAGAACCCGAUGAGCGCCUGACACCCUGCCAACCCUCGCCCUGUGGCCCCAAUGCCGAGUGCCGUGAACGCAGCGGCGCCGGCUCCUGUACGUGUCUGCCAGAGUACUUUGGCGAUCCGUACAGUGGCUGUCGUCCCGAGUGCGUGGUGAAUAGCGAUUGCUCACGCGACAAGUCCUGCGUCAACCAGAAAUGCGUGGACCCUUGUCCUGGCGUUUGUGGCCUGAACGCCGAGUGUCGUGUGUCCAAUCACUUGCCCAGCUGCUCGUGCCUGGCCGGCUACACUGGAAAUCCGUCGAGUGCAUGCCGUGAAAUACCCCAACUCCCACCCCCACCCCUGGCCGAUGUGAAUCCCUGUAGACCCUCGCCGUGCGGUCCGUACAGCCAGUGUCGGGAGAUCAAUAACCAUGCCGUGUGCUCUUGCCAGCCUGGACUCGUUGGCUCUGCCCCCAACUGUCGGCCCGAGUGUAUCAUAAGCUCCGAUUGUGCCCAAGAUCUCAACUGUCAGAAUCAGAAGUGUGUGGACCCGUGUCCGGGCACAUGCGGCAUUGAGGCACGUUGUCAGGUCAUAAACCACUAUCCUGCAUGCUCCUGUGCCCCAGGCUAUACCGGAGAUCCCUUCAAUCGGUGCACUAAAAUAUUGUUGGAGCCCACAAUACCCGAAAAGUCCGGUAAUCCCUGUGUACCCUCGCCGUGCGGACCCAACUCGAAAUGCAUCGAUGUGCGCGGUUCGCCUGCAUGCUCCUGUCUGCCGGACUACCUCGGCCGGCCGCCCAACUGUCGGCCCGAGUGCAUGAGUAGUGCGGACUGUCCGGCGAAUCUCGCGUGUGUCAACCAGCGCUGCGCAGAUCCGUGUGUUGGAGCUUGUGGCCAGAACUCUCUGUGCCAGGUGAUCAAGCAUCGUCCAACAUGCGAAUGCGUGCCUGGUUACACCGGCGAUCCGUUCUCCGGCUGUGCUGUUGUACAGCAAAUUACCCCAACGGAGGCGCCACGCAAUCCCUGCAAUCCCAGUCCAUGCGGCGCCAAUGCCGUGUGUCGCGAGCGCAACGGCGCCGGCUCCUGCACCUGUCUGCCCGAAUACUUUGGCGAUCCGUACAGUGGCUGCCGCCCGGAAUGUGUCCAGAACGAUGACUGCGAUCGCUCCCGUGCCUGCAUCAACAGCAAGUGCCAGGAUCCUUGUCCCGGUGCUUGCGGAAUCAAUGCCGAGUGCCGUGUCCUGAAUCAUGGUCCCAACUGCAACUGCUUCGAGGGCUACACGGGUGAUCCGCAUCGCUCCUGCGCUCUGCUUGAAGUGGUGACCCGACGACCCGAGAACCCAUGCCAGCCCUCGCCCUGUGGACCCUACAGCCAGUGCCUGGACACGAACAGCCAUGCGGUCUGCUCCUGCCUGGAGGGCUACAUCGGAGCACCGCCCAGCUGCAAGCCGGAAUGUGUCGUCAGCUCCGAGUGCCCCCAGAAUCGGGCGUGCAUCAAUCAGAAGUGCGCCGAUCCCUGUCGCGGUUCCUGCGGCAACAAUGCCAAGUGCCAGGUGGUGAACCACAAUCCCAUCUGCAGCUGCGUGCCCGGCAUGACCGGCGAUCCCAUCAGCGGCUGCACACCCAGCGAAGAUGCCAAGGAAUAUCAAGAGCCGUGUGUGCCCUCACCCUGUGGCCCCAAUGCCAUUUGCCGCGAGAUUGGAAACCAAGCGGCUUGCUCCUGCAAUGCCAACUUCAUUGGACGUCCGCCCAACUGCCGGCCAGAGUGCACCAACAACGACGAGUGCCAGAAUCAUCUAUCCUGCCAGCAGGAGCGCUGCGUCGAUCCCUGUCCUGGCUCAUGCGGCAGCAACGCCGUCUGUCAGGUAGUGCAACACAAUGCCGUCUGCUCCUGUGCCGAUGGCUACGAGGGUGAGCCGCUCUUUGGGUGCCAGCUGAUUCCCCUGCUGCUGCCCACCGAGGCGCCCACAUCGCCAUGCGAACCUUCGCCGUGCGGCCCCCAUGCCGAGUGUCGCGAACGCAACGGAGCCGGCGCCUGCUACUGCCAUGAGGGCUUCGAGGGCAAUCCCUACGAUGCGCAGCGCGGCUGCCGACGCGAGUGCGAGAUCAACGAUGAGUGCACGGCCGCCCAGGCGUGUGUCCGCUUCAAGUGUAUCGAUCCCUGCGACAAUAUGUGCGGGGAGUAUGCUCUCUGUACGGUGGAUAACCAUGUGCCCACCUGCACCUGUCCGGCCGGCUACAGCGGAGAUCCGUUCUUCAGCUGCAAGCCCGUGCCGGUUACCCCGCGUCCACCGCUGAACCCGUGCAAUCCCUCGCCCUGCGGCCCCAACAGCAACUGUCGCAGCAUCAACAACCAGGCCGUAUGCUCCUGCCAGUCGGGCUUCGUCAAUCAGCCGCCCAACUGCCGACCCGAGUGUAUAGUCAGUGCGGAGUGUGCCCCGGAACGUGCCUGUGUGAACAAGAAGUGUGUGGACCCAUGUCUGCACACCUGCGGCAUUCGUGCCAUCUGCAGUACCAAGAACCACAGCCCCAUCUGCACAUGCCCCCGCGGCAUGAGCGGUGAUCCCUUCGUUCAGUGCUCUAGGAUACCUAUAACACACGAUGUGACUACAGCAGAACCUCCAGCUGCAUCUUGUGUGCCUUCACCUUGCGGUCCCAAUGCCAAAUGCCAGAUUGUGGGCAAUAGUCCGGCCUGCUCCUGCUUGCCGAACUUUAUUGGCGCCCCACCACGUUGUCGGCCGGAAUGUGUCCUGAACUCCGAAUGCGGACCCACGGAGGCGUGCAUCAAUCAAAAGUGCGGCGAUCCGUGCUCUGGUUCCUGUGGCUUCGAGGCCAAGUGUCAUGUUCUGAACCAUCUGCCCAUUUGCAACUGCAUCGAGGGCUACGAAGGCGAUCCGUUUGUGCGCUGUACCGAGAAACCAGAAGGCAAGACCCCGCCGCCCGUCGCCAACGAUCCGUGCAAUCCGAGUCCAUGCGGCCCGAAUGCCGACUGCUUUGCCGGUGAGUGCCGCUGCCAGAAUAACUAUCAAGGAAACGCCUACGAAGGCUGCCGACCCGAGUGUACCCUCUCGGCGGACUGUCCGCGGGACAAGGCCUGCAUGCGGAACAAGUGUGUGGAUCCCUGCCCCGGAAUCUGUGGCAACAAUGCCGUUUGCGAGGUGAUGAACCACAUACCCGUAUGCUCCUGUCUGCAGGGCUACGAGGGCGAUCCGUUUACCAAUUGUCGCGUGAAGCCCAUCGAAGAUACACCUAAGGUCCAGGCCUGUGCUCCGUCCCCAUGCGGCUCGAACAGCCAGUGCCGCGAUGUCAAUGGACAUGCCGUCUGCUCGUGCCUGGAGGGAUACAUUGGGGCGCCGCCUCAAUGCCGUCCCGAAUGCGUGGUAUCUAGUGAAUGCUCUGCGCUACAGGCUUGUGUCAACAAGAAGUGCGUGGAUCCCUGCGCCGCUGCUUGUGGCCUGGAGGCACGCUGCGAGGUCAUCAAUCACAGCCCCAUCUGUGGCUGCCCUCCUGGCCGAACUGGAGAUCCCUUCAAGCAGUGCACAGAGAUAGCCGUGGCCCCGCCUCCAGAUGUUAAGGGAGCCCCCAGAGAUCCAUGUAUUCCCUCGCCGUGCGGACCCAACUCCAUAUGCAAGCCCGAUGAUCGAGGACCCGUGUGCCAGUGCCAGCCAGAGUUCUUUGGCUCGCCACCCAACUGCCGGCCAGAGUGCAUUAUCAAUCCCGACUGUGCCUCGACGCAGGCCUGCAUCAACAACAAGUGCCGCGAUCCCUGCCCCGGCUCGUGCGGCACAAACGCCGAAUGCCGCGUCAUCGGUCACACGGUCUCGUGCUCCUGCCCAGCGGGAUAUGCUGGCAACGCGUUUGUCCAGUGUGUGCCGCAACAGGAGGAACCGGUCAAGCCGUGCCAACCUUCGCCUUGUGGCGCCAAUGCCGAGUGUAUUGAACGGAACGGAGCUGCUGCCUGCAAGUGCAUCGACGAGUACCAAGGCAAUCCCUACGAGAGUUGCCGACCCGAGUGCGUGCUCAGCUCGGACUGUACCACGGACAAGGCCUGCAUACGGAACAAGUGUCAGGAUCCCUGCCCGGGAAUUUGCGGCCUGAAUGCCCAGUGCUAUGCCGUGAAUCAUGUGCCCAAUUGUGUCUGCCUCGAUGGUCACACGGGCGAUCCGUUUACCAACUGUCGCCGCGUGGAGCCCACAACGCCACCGCCAGUCGCCGAUCCCUGCAUCCCCUCGCCCUGCGGCGCCAACAGCAAGUGUCGCAUUGCCAACGGACUGGCCGUCUGCUCCUGCCUGGAGAGCUUUAUUGGAGCUCCGCCGAACUGUAAGCCGGAAUGCACGGUGAACGCCGAGUGUCAGCCGAACAAGGCCUGCCACAAGUUCCGCUGUGCCAAUCCCUGUGCAAAGACGUGCGGCAUCAAUGCCAAGUGCGAGGUGAUCAAUCACAAUCCCAUCUGCAGCUGCCCCUCGGAUUUGACGGGCGAUCCGUUCGCCCGUUGUUAUCCAGCGCCUGCCGUUGCCGGACCUAAGGAUGCUCCGGAGUCCAAGACGCCCUGCCAGCCCUCGCCAUGCGGCCUUUACUCGGACUGUCGCGUGCGCGACGAGCAGGCCUCCUGCUCCUGCCUGCCCAACUACAUUGGGGCACCGCCCAACUGCCGACCCGAGUGCAUUGUGAACACGGACUGCUCUCCGAACCGCGCCUGCAUUGCCGAGAAGUGUCGCGAUCCCUGUGACGGCUCCUGCGGCAUCAACUCCGAGUGUCGUAUCCAGAACCACCUGGCCAUAUGCACCUGCCGCGGUGGAUUCACCGGCGAUCCGUUCGUUCAAUGCGUGGAGAUCAUUGAGACGAUCACGAAGCCUCCACUGAACGAACCACAGGAUCCCUGCGACCUGCAACCGUGUGGAGCCAAUGCGGAAUGCCACGAGGGCACCUGCACCUGCUUGAGAGAUUACCAGGGCGAUCCCUAUACGGGCUGUCGUCCGGAGUGUACGCUGAGCACCGACUGCGCCCCCGUCAAGGCGUGCUUGAACAAGAAGUGCGUGGAUCCCUGUCCCGGAGUGUGUGGCCAGAACUCGCAGUGCGAUGUCUCCAAUCACAUACCGAUCUGCAGCUGCCUGCAGGGCUACACAGGUGAUCCGUUCGUGCAAUGCCGCCUGGAGACGCCCGUGGCCAAGGACCCAUGCCAGCCGAAUCCCUGCGGUCCCAACAGCCUGUGUCAUGUGUCGGCCCAAGGACCGGUGUGUGCCUGCCAGCAAGGCAUGCUGGGCUCACCGCCCGCCUGCAAGCCAGAGUGCAUAGUCAGCUCCGAAUGCUCCCUGCAAACGGCCUGCGUACAGAGGAAGUGUGUCGAUCCUUGCCCCGGCGCCUGCGGCCAGUUCGCACGCUGCCAAGUGAUCAACCACAAUCCAUCGUGCUCCUGCAAUUCAGGAUACACGGGAGAUCCGUUCACGCGCUGCUUCCAGGAAGAGCGCAAGCCGCCAACACCCACGGAACCAUGCCAACCAUCACCCUGCGGACCAAAUUCGGAGUGUAAGGUGCUCAAUGGAAAUGCCGCCUGCUCGUGCGCCGCCACCUUCAUUGGCACGCCACCCAGCUGCCGGCCCGAGUGCUCCAUCAAUCCGGAAUGUCCACCGACCAAGGCUUGCAUACGCCAGAAGUGCUCCGAUCCCUGUGUGAAUGCCUGCGGCUUCAAUGCCCGCUGCAAUGUGGCGAAUCAUCAACCCAUCUGCACAUGCGAUGUGGGCUACACAGGAGAUCCGUUCACCGGCUGUCAAAAGGAACAAGAGCGCAUUGUCAAUGAACAGGUGACGCCCUGCGAACCCAAUCCCUGCGGCUCGAAUGCUGUAUGUCGCGAACGCAAUGGGAUCGGCUCCUGCCAGUGCCUGCCCGAUUACUUUGGCGAUCCCUACCAGUCCUGUCGCCCCGAAUGCAUCCGAAACUCGGACUGUCCCACGAACAAGGCCUGCCAGCAGCAAAAAUGUCGCGAUCCCUGCCCCGGCACCUGCGGCACCAAUGCGGACUGCAGCGUUACGAAUCAUCUGCCCACCUGUGCAUGCCGCAUCGGAUACAUUGGUGAUCCCUACCGCUACUGCCAUGUGGAGCCAGCGCAACCUAUCCGUCUGGCCGAACCCACACAACCCUGCCGCCCCUCGCCGUGUGGCCCCAACUCUCAGUGUCGCGAACUCAACGGCCAGGCCGUCUGCUCCUGCCUCGAGCUGUACAUCGGUCUGCCCCCCAACUGCCGUCCCGAAUGCGUGCUCAGCAGCGAGUGUCCCACGGACAAGGCGUGCAUAAGUCAGCGAUGCCAGGAUCCCUGCCCGGGUACAUGCGGCAUCAAUGCCGAGUGCCGGGUUCGGAAUCAUGGUCCACUCUGUCAGUGCCGUCAAGGCUUCACCGGCGACUCCUUUACCCGUUGUUAUGCCCUGCCACCCCCGCCGCCUGUUGUUCAGCGUGUUGAUCGUGAUCCCUGCAUGCCAUCGCCCUGCGGCUUGAACAGCCAGUGUCGCAAUGUGCAGGGCGUGCCCUCCUGCUCCUGUCUGCCCGAGUUCCUUGGAGCACCACCCAACUGUCGUCCCGAAUGCACCAUCAGUGCCGAGUGUGCCUCGAAUCUGGCCUGCAUCCGUGAAAAAUGUAUCGAUCCAUGUCCAGGGUCCUGUGGCUACGAUGCAGAAUGCAAUGUGGUGAAUCACACGCCCAUUUGCGUCUGUCCCGUGGGCUAUACUGGGGAUCCGUUCAGCAGUUGUCAUCUGUCGCCACCCGAACCCGUUCAAAGUGAAUAUGUGGAUCCGUGCAACCCAUCGCCGUGUGGUCCGAACGCGCAGUGCUCCAACGGUGUCUGCAGCUGUUUGGCCGAGUUCCAUGGCGAUCCCUAUGCCGGCUGUCGUCCGGAAUGUGUCCUCAACUCCGACUGUCCCAGGGACAAGGCCUGUCUGCGCAGCAAGUGCCAGAAUCCAUGUCCGGGAACGUGCGGCGAGAAUGCCAUUUGCGAUGUCAUAAAUCACAUUCCGAUGUGCCGUUGUCCGGACGGCACCGCCGGCAGUGCCUUUAUACGCUGCUCUCCCGUCCAGCAAACUAUUGUGGAAACGAAUCCCUGCCGUCCAUCUCCCUGCGGACCGAAUUCCAAGUGCCGCGAGGUCAACCAGCAGGCGGUUUGCUCCUGCCUGUCCAGCUAUAUCGGUGCCCCACCGUCCUGUCGCCCCGAGUGUACCUCGAACGCCGAGUGCGCGCCCUCGCAGGCGUGUCUGAACCAGCGUUGCGGAGAUCCAUGCCCUGGAACCUGUGGCGUAGGUGCCAACUGUGCCGUGGUCAGCCAUAGUCCCUUCUGCACCUGUCCCGAACGCUUCACCGGGAAUCCCUUCAUCCGUUGUCAGCCACAAAUUGAACCCGUGCGUGAUCUCGUCCCAGUCGAACCCUGUCGUCCAUCGCCAUGUGGCCCCUAUUCCCAAUGCCGCCCUGUUGGCCAAGAAGCCCCCGCCUGCUCCUGCCUGGAGACCUACAUUGGACGGCCUCCGAACUGCCGUCCAGAGUGUGUAACGAGCUCGGACUGCACCAGCCAGAUGACAUGUGUCAACCAGAAGUGCGUCGAUCCGUGUCCCGGACGCUGUGGUCUCAAUGCCGAGUGUCGUGUAGUGAGCCAUGCGGUGCAGUGCAUCUGCCAGCAAGGCUUCACCGGCGAUCCAUUCGUGCAGUGCAGCCCCGAAACCAUCCGCGACAUCGAGGUUCGCACUCCGUGCAGCCCCAGUCCCUGUGGACCGAAUGCCGUUUGCCGUGAUCGCAAUGGCGUCGGUUCCUGCCAGUGCCUGCCCGAAUACUUCGGAGAUCCCUAUGCCGGCUGUCGGCCGGAGUGUAUGCUGGACUCGGACUGUCCCUCGAACAGGGCGUGCCAGCAGCUGAAAUGCCAGGAUCCCUGUCCCGGAACAUGCGGCCUGAAUGCCCAGUGCCAGGUAGUAAACCAUCUCCCAACCUGCAAUUGCCUCACUGGAUAUGAGGGGGAUCCGUACCGCCAGUGCACCAGAAUGCAAGAGCCACCACAAAAAGAGUACGUGAAUCCUUGCCAGCCCUCGCCCUGCGGCCCCAAUUCCCAGUGUCGUGUGGCCAACGAGCAGGCCGUUUGCUCUUGCCUGCCCCUCUUUGUGGGAACUCCUCCCGCCUGUCGACCCGAAUGCACCAUCUCCUCCGAGUGUCCCAGCCAUCAGGCAUGCGUUAACCAGAAGUGCGUGGACCCAUGCACCGGCGACACCUGCGGCAGCAAUGCCGUGUGUCGAGUGCGUAACCACAGUCCCAUCUGUAGUUGCCUCAGUGGCUUCACUGGCGAUGCCUUUACGCGUUGCUUCCCCAUUCCACCCCCACCGCCCGAACGGAUCCAAGAACCCCUGAGAGAUCCAUGUCUGCCUACGCCCUGUGGACCCAAUUCCGAGUGCCGCAACAUCAAUGGGGUGCCCGCGUGCUCCUGUCUGUCCAGCUUCAUGGGGCAGGCGCCCAACUGCCGGCCCGAAUGCACCAUCAACGCCGAGUGUCCUGCCAAUAGGGCGUGCAUCAAUCAGAGGUGUCGCGAUCCCUGUCCAGGGGCCUGCGGCCUGGAUGCAGUCUGCAGUGUCAUUAAUCAUACGCCACUCUGCGCCUGCAUCGAUGGGUAUAUCGGAAAUCCCUUCACCAAAUGUAGCCCCAAGCCACCAGAACCCACAUCCCCGCCAACAGUCGCCGACGAUCCAUGCAACCCCUCGCCCUGCGGCUCGAAUGCCGUGUGCCGCAAUGGCCAGUGCUCGUGUAUACCCGAAUACCAGGGCGACCCCUACGUCUCCUGUCGUCCCGAGUGCGUGCUGAACACGGACUGUCCCAGAGAUCGAGCCUGCGUGCGCAACAAAUGCAUAGAUCCCUGUCCAGGCACCUGUGGCGUGAAUGCCCUUUGCGAAGUAACCAAUCACAUACCCAUCUGUCGCUGUCCCGACCGGACGUCCGGUAACGCAUUCUUCGAGUGUCGUCCCGUGCCGGCGGUGCCCAUCAUCCAGCAGAAUCCCUGCCAGCCAACGCCAUGCGGACCCAACAGUCAGUGCCGUGUGGUGCAGAACACGGCAGUCUGCUCCUGCCUAAGGGAUUACGUGGGCAGUCCGCCCCAGUGCCGGCCGGAGUGUGUCACCAACUCGGACUGUCCGGCAGAUCAGUCGUGUCAGAACAUGAAGUGCCGCGAUCCCUGUCCGGGAACAUGCGGCUUCAAUGCCCUCUGCAACGUGGUCAAUCACAGUCCCUUCUGCAGCUGCCCCACGGGCAUGUCCGGCAAUCCAUUCGUCAGCUGCCAGCAGCUGCCCCAACGCGAUGAUCGACCCCAGAACCCCUGUCAGCCCUCGCCCUGCGGCCCCAACUCCGAGUGUCGCGUCUCGGGAGACUCCCCAUCAUGUUCCUGCCUGCCAGAGUUCGUUGGAGCUCCUCCCAACUGCAAGCCCGAAUGCAUCUCCAGCUCAGAAUGCCCCACCAACAGGGCCUGCAUCAACCAGAAAUGCGUCGAUCCCUGCCCUGGACUAUGCGGACAGAAUGCCAACUGUCGGGUGUUCAGUCACACGGCCAUGUGUCUGUGCGAGAGCGGCUUCACCGGUGAUCCAUUCACCCAGUGUAGUCCGGUCAGGAAUGCCCCCGUAGAGGUACUGCAGCCCUGCAAUCCCAGUCCCUGUGGCGUCAAUGCCAAGUGCGAGGAGCGCGGUGGGGCUGGAUCCUGCACCUGUCUGCCGGAGUACUUUGGCAAUCCCUACGAUGGCUGCCGCCCCGAAUGUGUCCUGAACUCCGACUGUCCUUCGAACAGAGCCUGCGUGAAUCAGAAGUGCCGCGAUCCCUGUCCGGGAGUGUGCGGUCAGAGCGCCGAGUGCCAGGUGGUCAAUCACCUGGCCACAUGCAAUUGUCUGAUUGGCUAUACCGGAGACCCCUACACCCUGUGUCGCAUCGUAGAGAACGAACCACCCGUAGCCAUCUAUGUGAAUCCCUGCCAGCCGUCACCCUGCGGUCCCAACUCGCGUUGCCGCGAGAUCAACGAUCAGGCUGUGUGCUCCUGCCUCCCCGAGUUCAUUGGCAGUCCCCCGGCUUGUCGGCCGGAAUGCACCAGCAGCUCGGAAUGUGCCGCCGACAAGGCGUGUGUGAACCGCAAAUGCGUGGAUCCCUGUCCGAAUGUUUGCGGUCAGCAGGCCGAGUGUCGCGUUCGCAAUCACAAUCCCAUAUGUAGCUGUCUGAGCGGAUACACCGGAGAUCCAUUCACCCGCUGCUACCGUCAGCCCCCUCCUCCUGAGGCACCUAUUGAAAGAGAACCCCUUGAUCCUUGUGUACCCUCGCCGUGUGGGGCCAAUUCCCAGUGUCGCGAUGUCUAUGGCACACCCUCGUGCUCUUGCCUGCCCCAGUUCUUGGGAACGCCGCCCAACUGUCGACCCGAAUGUUCCAUCAAUGCGGAGUGUCCCAGCCAUCAGGCGUGCAUCAAUCAGAAGUGUCGCAAUCCCUGUCCCGGCUCCUGUGGCCUCAACACCCAGUGCAAUGUGAUCAAUCACACGCCCAUCUGCAGCUGUCUUCUGGGGUAUAUCGGGGAUCCAUUCAGCGUUUGUAAUCCCGAACCGCCGCAGAAAAUUCAAGAUCCACUGCCACCUCAAGAUCCCUGUUAUCCCUCACCCUGUGGCUCCAAUAGCCGCUGCAAUAAUGGCGUAUGCUCGUGUCUGCCGGAGUACCAUGGCGACCCCUACACCGGUUGUCGUCCCGAGUGCGUCCUCCACACAGAAUGCGAUCGUAGUCGCGCCUGUGUGCGGCACAAGUGUGUGGAUCCCUGCCCCGGAAUAUGUGGAACGAAUGCGAUAUGCGAGGUCCUGAAUCACAUUCCCAACUGUCGCUGUCCCGCGGAAAUGCAGGGAAAUGCCUUCAUCCAGUGUAGCCCUGUGCCACAACUCGAUGUCGUGCAGAAUCCCUGCCAGCCCUCGCCCUGCGGACCGAAUGCCCAGUGUCGCGUGGCCAACCAGCAGGCCAUUUGCUCCUGCAUCGCGCCCUUCAUUGGCAGUCCACCCUUCUGUCGUCCAGAGUGCACCAGUAACGCGGAAUGUCCCCUGAACCUGGCAUGUUUGAACCAGAAAUGCAGCGAUCCUUGUCCGGGCGUCUGCGGCCGCAGUGCCCAGUGCCAUGUGACGAACCACAGUCCGUUCUGUCGCUGCCUGGACCGCCACACGGGCAAUCCCUUCGUCAGUUGCCAGCCGAUCAUUGAGCCGCCAGUGCCACCGCCGCGUCAGCCAUGCCUCCCCUCACCCUGCGGCGCGUAUGCCCAGUGCCGGGAGAUCAAUGAGACGCCGUCGUGCACCUGUCUGCCCGAGUACAUUGGCGCUCCGCCGAACUGUCGGCCCGAAUGCGUUACCAGCUCCGAGUGUCCCACUCAUCAGGCUUGCAUCCAGCAGAAGUGUCGCGAUCCCUGUCCUGGUCUAUGCGGCCUCUUGGCCGAGUGUCGUGUGCUCUCGCACACUCCCAGUUGCGUCUGCCCCGAGGGAAUGGAGGGUGAUCCCUUCACCCAGUGUACGGAGAAGAGAAUCCAGCAGUUGGAUCGAUUGGACCCAUGCAACCCCAGUCCCUGUGGCGUCAAUGCCAGGUGCACUUCGCGCCAGGAUGCUGGCUCUUGCCAGUGUUUGCCGGAGUACUUUGGGAAUCCCUACGAGGGCUGCCGUCCGGAAUGUGUCCUCAACUCUGAUUGUCCAUCCAACAGAGCCUGUCAGCAGCAGAAGUGCGAGGAUCCUUGCCCGGGAACCUGCGGCCAGAAUGCCAUCUGCAAUGUCCUCAACCACGUGCCCAGCUGUAGCUGCCUCACGGGCUAUUCGGGCGAUCCCUACCGUCAGUGCCUGCUUGAACGCCAACGUAAGACAUCAGACAUACAAAUUCGCUUGGAGAUCAAUCCCUACAAUGUUCUAACUUUUGUAGCCAUCAAGGAGUAUCUGAAUCCCUGCCAGCCUUCGCCGUGUGGCCCCAAUUCCCAGUGUCGUGAGUCCAACGAGCAGGCCGUUUGCUCCUGUCUUCCCGAAUAUGUGGGUGCACCUCCUGUCUGUCGUCCCGAGUGUACCAUCUCCUCAGAGUGCUCGCCGGAUAAGGCCUGCGUGGGCCAGAAGUGCAUCGAUCCCUGUCCGAAUACCUGCGGAGAGCAGGCCACCUGUCGUGUAGUGAACCACAGUCCCAUUUGUACGUGUCGCGCCGGUUACACGGGCGAUGCCUUCUACCGCUGUGUACCCAAACCCCCUGUGCCAGUGGCACCUCCAGUGCAAAAGACACCAGUCGAUCCCUGUGUGCCCUCCCCUUGUGGCCCGUAUGCCGAGUGCCGUUCGAAUGGCGACGCUCCUGCCUGUUCCUGUUCGAUUGGGUACUUGGGAGCUCCGCCCAACUGCCGUCCCGAGUGCCGCAUCAAUGCGGAGUGUCUCAGUAGAGAGGCCUGCAUCAAUGAGAAGUGUCGCGAUCCCUGUCCCGGCUCCUGUGGCCUUGGUGCCACUUGCAACGUGAUCAAUCAUACGCCCAGCUGCACCUGUCCGCCGGGAUACACGGGCGAUCCGUUCACCCACUGCCAGCCCCAACCUCCGCCGCCACCACCUGUGGAGCUAGAUGAUCCCUGCAAUCCCUCGCCCUGUGGAGCAAAUGCUCUGUGCAACGCAGGCGUCUGCACGUGCAUCCCUGAGUACCAUGGGGAUCCGUACAGCGGCUGUCGUCCCGAGUGCAUCACCAGUUUGGAUUGCUCGCGCGAUCGGGCCUGUGCGCGUCACAAGUGCUUCGAUCCCUGCCCGGGCACCUGUGCCCCCAAUGCCAUUUGUUCGGUCCUCAAUCACGUGCCCAUGUGCACCUGUCCGGAGGGGUAUGCUGGCAAUGCGUUUAUCCAGUGCCAACCAGUGCCACCACCAGCCAUUGUCCAGCCGUGUCAGCCAUCACCCUGUGGCCCCAAUUCUCAGUGCCGUGAGGCCAAUGGUCAGGCGGUAUGCUCCUGCGUGCCAGGAUAUAUUGGAACCCCUCCACUCUGUAGACCAGAGUGCACCUCGAACGCGGAAUGUGUGUCUCUCGAGGCGUGCGUGAAUCAAAAGUGCGUGGAUCCAUGUCCUGGAGCCUGUGGCAGGAAUGCCCAGUGUAGUGUCGUCAAUCACAAUCCCUUCUGCACGUGUCUGCCCCACUAUACGGGCAAUCCGUUUGUGGGCUGCCAGCAGAUCAUCGAGCCUCCUCAGAGGGAGGAACUCGAGCCACGCGAUCCCUGUCGACCCUCCCCCUGCGGACCCAAUGCCGAGUGUCGGGCCGUUGGGGACACAGCAUCGUGUUCCUGUCUGGCGGAAUUUGUUGGCUCUCCGCCGUACUGCAAGCCGGAAUGCGUGACCAACUCCGAGUGUCCAUCGAAUCGGGCGUGCAUCAAUCAGAAGUGUCGCGAUCCCUGCCCUGGUCUGUGUGGUAUAAGUGCCAUUUGUCGCGUUGUCUCCCACUCGGCCAUGUGCAUCUGUGAUGCGGGCCUCACCGGCGAUCCCUUCACCCAGUGCCAGCCGAUUAUCCACGAUGUGGAGAUCAUCAAUCCGUGCCAUCCCUCGCCUUGUGGCUCGAACGCCGAGUGCAUACAACGGAACGGAGCGGGCGCCUGUCAGUGCUUGCUGGAGUUCUUCGGGAAUCCCUACGAGGGCUGCCGUCCGGAGUGCGUCCUCAAUUCGGACUGUCCUGCGAACAGAGCCUGCCAGCAGCAGAAGUGCCGCGAUCCCUGCCCCGGCAGCUGUGGCCAGAACGCCGAAUGUAAUGUCGUGAACCACACGCCCAUCUGCAGCUGCUUCCCUGGAUAUAUAGGCGAUCCGUAUCGCUAUUGUAGCCAACCGCCAGAACCUAUUGUCCAUGACUACGUGAAUCCCUGUCAGCCAUCGCCCUGUGGCUCCAAUGCCAUUUGUCGCGUGGUCAACGAGCAGGCCGUGUGCUCCUGUGGCCCCGAGUUUGAGGGAGCCCCGCCCAACUGCCGUCCCCAGUGUACCUCCAGCUCUGAGUGUCCCUCCACCCAGGCUUGCAUCAGCUACAAGUGUGCCGAUCCCUGUCCUGGUGUGUGUGGCCAGCUUGCGAUCUGUGAGGUGCGAAACCAUAGUCCCAUCUGUAGGUGUCCCCCGGCCAUGAUGGGCGAUCCCUUCGUGCGCUGUCUGCCACGACCAGAGAUUCCUCCACCCCUAAGAGAUGUGGCCCCCUACCGCGAUCCCUGUGCACCCUCACCCUGUGGCCUUUACUCCACCUGCCGCAACCAACAUCAGCAGGCUGUGUGCUCCUGUCUCCCGAACUACUUUGGCACUCCCCCGCAUUGCCGACCCGAGUGCUCCAUCAAUGCAGAGUGUCCCAGCCACUUGGCGUGCAUCAAUCAAAGGUGUCGCGACCCCUGUCCCGGCGCCUGUGGCCAGCAGACCGAGUGUCGGGUGACCAAUCACGUGCCCAGCUGUCUGUGCCUCCAGGGCUAUGUGGGAGACGCCUUCUUGGCCUGCCACCCAGCUCCACCCCCUCCAAGCUACGAUGAACCCCGUGAUCCCUGCAAUCCCAGUCCCUGCGGCAGCAAUGCCAUUUGUUCGGGCGAUGGUCAGUGCCGCUGUGUGGCCGACUAUCAGGGGGAUCCCUAUGUCUCCUGCCGACCCGAAUGUGUGCUGAGUGCCGAGUGUCCUCGGCAUCUGGCCUGCAUCCGCCAAAAGUGCACAGAUCCCUGUGCAGGCACGUGCGGUGCCAGUGCCAUCUGUGAAGUCCAGAGCCACAUAGCCAUGUGCCACUGUCCCCCGGGAAUGACUGGAAAUGCCUUUGUCCAGUGCAGCGCCGUACGUGAUGCAGUGGAUGUCUACCGCAAUCCUUGUAGCCCAUCGCCGUGCGGCAGCUAUGCCGAGUGCCGCGAGCGCAAUGAUCAGGCCAUCUGCAGCUGCCUCCCCAACUACUUUGGCGUCCCCCCCGCCUGCCGACCCGAGUGCAGCAGCAACUACGAUUGUGCACCCCAUUUGGCGUGCCAGAACCAGCGUUGCGUCGAUCCCUGUCCGGGAGCUUGUGGCGCCCAUGCCCAGUGCCGAGCCGUCAGCCACAGUCCCUUCUGCAGCUGCAGACCUGGCUACACGGGCAAUCCCUUCGUUCAGUGUCAUAGGAUCUUUGAACCUGUGAGGGAUGUGGUGCUCCGAGAUCCCUGCCAGCCAUCUCCCUGCGGUCCCAACAGCGAGUGUCGGCCCGUGGGUGAUACACCAUCCUGCUCAUGUCUCGCCAAUUUCUUUGGCACUCCGCCGAACUGCAGGCCCGAGUGUGUAUCCAACUCCGAGUGCAGCUCGGUCCAAGUUUGUGUGAACAAUCGCUGCAAAGAUCCCUGUCCAGGGCUUUGUGGCACAUCUGCAGUUUGUCGCGUCAUUAGCCACAGCGCCAUGUGCCACUGCCAGCCAGGAUACAGCGGGGAUCCCUUCAUUCGCUGUGAUCCCAUUGUUGUACGUGAUCCCAUAGAGGUCCUGCAGCCCUGUAAUCCGAGUCCCUGUGGCGCCUUUGCCGAGUGCCGGCAACAGAAUGGAGUCGGCUCCUGUCAGUGCUUGCCCGAAUACCACGGCAAUCCCUAUGAGGCCUGUCGUCCCGAGUGUGUCCUGGACUCCGAUUGUGCCUCGAACAGAGCCUGUGUGAACCAGAAGUGCCGCGAUCCCUGUCCUGGAGUGUGUGGCCAGAAUGCCGAGUGCUAUGUCCGCAAUCAUUUGCCCACCUGCAACUGCCAGAACGGCUAUGUGGGAGAUCCUUAUAGCUAUUGCAGCAUUGAGACCAAACCCAUUCGUGAGUAUGUGAAUCCCUGCCAGCCCUCUCCCUGCGGCCCCAACUCCCAGUGCCGUGAACUGAAUGGCCUGGCCACUUGCUCCUGUCUGCCCGAGUACGUGGGCAGUCCGCCUGGCUGUCGUCCCGAGUGUACGGUCUCCUCCGAGUGUAGUCUGGACAGGGCCUGUGUGCGCCACAAGUGUGUGGAUCCCUGUCCAGGUGCCUGUGGCAGCUAUGCCAAUUGUCUUGGAAUGAACCAUGCCCCACUCUGUUCCUGUCAGCCAGGCUACACGGGAGACCCAUUCACCCGUUGCUAUCCAUUGCCUCCUCCCACAACGCAUAUACUCUACGACAUUGUAAGCGAUCCCUGCCAGCCGUCCCCUUGCGGUGCCAAUGCCCAGUGCAGGCAGUCCCAGGGUCAGGCCAUCUGCAGCUGUCUCCCCAACUACUUUGGUCUGCCGCCCAACUGCCGACCCGAGUGUACCCAGAGUUCCGAGUGCCUGUCCAGCCGUGCGUGCAUCAACCAGAGGUGUGUGGAUCCAUGCCCCGGCUCCUGUGCCUACAACGCCCUCUGCACCACGCGUAACCAUGUGCCGAGCUGUCAGUGUCCCCCCAGAUAUGUGGGAGAUCCGUUCACCAAUUGUUUCCCAGAACCCCAGCCACCACCCACACCCAUUGCCCUUGAUGAUCCCUGCCAUCCCUCGCCCUGCGGACCCAAUGCUCAGUGCUCGAACGGUCAGUGUUCGUGUAUUGGGGACUACCAGGGGGAUCCCUACAGGGGCUGCCGCCCAGAGUGUGUCCUGAAUGCCGACUGUUCGAAGGAUCGGGCCUGUGUGCGCCACAAGUGUGUGGAUCCCUGUCCGGGCACCUGUGCCCGCAAUGCCAUAUGCGAUACGAUCAAUCACAUCGCCAUGUGCCGCUGUCCAGAGCAGAUGACAGGCAAUGCCUUCAUCCAGUGCGAGUUCCCACCAGUGGCAUUGACUCCACCCGAUCCUUGCGCACCGACACCGUGCGGCUCCAACAGCCGUUGCCGCGUACUCAACAACAAUGCCGUCUGCUCCUGCAUUGAGGACUAUGUGGGUACGCCACCCAAUUGUCGGCCCGAGUGCACCCACAAUUCGGAUUGUCUGCCGCGACUGGCCUGCCAGCGGCAGCACUGCAUCGAUCCCUGUCCCGGAACCUGUGGCUUCAACGCCCUCUGUCAUGUGGUCAAUCAUGCUCCAAUCUGCAGCUGUCCGCCGCAACACAAUGGCAACCCCUUCGCGGGCUGCUUCCCGGAACCAGUGCGUCGCGAUGAGGAACCCCCCAGGAGCCCCUGUCAGCCCUCUCCUUGCGGACCCUAUGCCCAGUGCCUUGCUCUGGGAGAUCAGGCACAGUGCAGCUGUCUUCCCAGCUACAUUGGAACGCCGCCCAACUGCCGGCCCGAGUGUGUGACCAAUUCGGAGUGUCCCUUUGACAGGGCCUGCAUCAGUCAGCACUGCCGCGAUCCCUGUCCGGGCAUUUGUGGCUCCAAUGCCCAGUGCCAUGCGAUAAGCCACGCCGCCAUGUGCCAUUGCCUGCCCGGCUUCACGGGGGAUCCAUUCACCGCCUGCCACCAGCCUCCGAUCGUUCAACAAAUCGAAUAUGUCCAGCCUUGCUCCCCGAAUCCCUGUGGGGCCAAUGCUGUGUGUCGCCGCGAGGGCAAUGCCGGCUCCUGCCAGUGCCUACCCGAAUACUAUGGCAAUCCCUACGAGGCCUGUCGUCCCGAGUGUGUGGCCGACAGCGACUGUCCGUCGGAUAAGUCCUGCCACCAGCUGAAGUGCCGUGAUCCGUGUCCCGGGGUUUGUGCCCUGAAUGCCGCCUGUCGCGUGAUCAAUCACCUUCCCACCUGUCAUUGUCUCAGCGGAUUCAUAGGGGAUCCCUACAGCUACUGUCGUCUGCCAGAGAAACCUAUCCUCAAGGAGUACGUGAAUCCCUGCCAGCCCUCGCCCUGUGGCCCCAACUCCCAGUGUCGUGAGAACAACGAGCAGGCCAUCUGCUCGUGUCUACCGGAAUAUGUGGGGGCUCCGCCCAACUGUCGACCCGAGUGCGUUUCGAAUGGGGAGUGUGCCCGUGACAAGGCAUGCCUCAAUCAAAAGUGUGGCGAUCCCUGUCCCGGAGUGUGCGGCUCCAAUGCCGAAUGUCGCGUCUUCCAGCAUGCCCCCAUCUGUAGUUGUCGUCCAGGGUUCACUGGCGAUGCUUUCUCCCGAUGCCUGCCCCUGCCACCACCCCUUCCCCCGCUCUUGGAUGUGUAUCGCGAUCCCUGCUUACCCUCGCCCUGCGGCCAGUAUGCGGAGUGCAGAGACAACCAAGGCUCUGCCACCUGUACCUGCCUCCCCGCGUACUACGGCACUCCACCCAACUGCCGACCCGAAUGCACCAUCGCCGAGGAUUGUCCCUCGCAUCUGGCGUGUCAACAGCAGCACUGUCGCGAUCCCUGUCCAGGAGCCUGUGGCUUCAACGCCCUCUGCACGGUGAUCAACCACAGUCCCACGUGUCAGUGUGCUCCAGGACUGAUUGGCAACCCAUUUACAUCCUGCCAUUCUCGGCCACGCAAUCCACCCCCACAACAGGAUGCCAGCGAUCCCUGCGCUUCGAUUACGUGCGGUGCCAAUGCCGUCUGCCAGCAAGGAAGAUGCAGCUGUCUGCCAGAGUUCAUCGGAAAUCCAUUGAUUGGCUGUCGACCCGAGUGCGUCCUGAGUGCGGAAUGCGACUGGGACAAGGCGUGCGUGCGGAACAAGUGCAUCGAUCCCUGUCCCGGCACUUGUGGAUCUAGUGCCAUCUGUGAGGUCCACCGACACGUGGCCAUGUGCCAUUGUCCCCCGGGAAUGACUGGCAAUGCCUUCUCUCAGUGCCGACCACUGCCGCCGCCAGCUCAGGAUCCUCCCAUCAUAGUCGAUCCCUGUCAGCCCUCGCCUUGCGGACCAAAUGCCCAAUGUCGCCGCAUCAAUGGCCAGGCCGUGUGCUCGUGUCUGCCACAAUUUGUGGGCACGCCACCAUCCUGCCGUCCGGAAUGCGUAAGCAAUGCGGAAUGUCCGCUGCACUUGGCGUGUCUGCAGCAACAGUGUCGCGAUCCCUGUCCGGGAUCCUGCGGCCUCAAUGCCGAGUGUCGCGUGAUCAAUCACAGUCCCAACUGCCACUGCAUCCAAUCGUUUACUGGAAAUCCAUUUGUGGCAUGCCACCGUCAACCUCCGCCUGCACCUGUCAGGCAGGACCCUGUUCCGCUGGAUCCCUGUCAACCCUCGCCGUGUGGCGCCAAUGCAAAGUGUCGCGUCCAAGGAACCAACGCCCAAUGCAGCUGCUUCGCUGGAUUUGUGGGCACACCACCCGACUGCCGGCCGGAAUGCGUAUCCAACUCCGAUUGUCCCACGAAUCUGGCCUGCCGCAACGAAAAGUGCCGCGAUCCCUGCCCUGGAGUCUGUGGCCUGAAUGCGGAGUGCUAUGUGAUCAAUCAUACGCCCAUGUGUACGUGCCUCGCUGGAUACAAUGGCAAUCCAUUCUAUGGCUGUCAAGUGGUGCGCGAUGUCCCAGAGACACCACUCAAUCCGUGCGUGCCCAGUCCUUGUGGCGCCAAUGCCGUUUGCAGCGAACGUAAUGGAGCAGGGGCAUGCCAGUGCCUGCCCGACACCUUUGGCAAUCCCUACGAGGGCUGUCGUCCAGAGUGUGUCCUCAACACGGACUGUCCCAGCCAUUUGGCGUGUGUCAAUCAACACUGUCGCGAUCCCUGUCCAGGCACCUGCGGCUCCAAUGCCCUGUGCCAAGUGCGCCAUCAUCUGCCCCAAUGCCAGUGCCUGGCGGGCUACCAGGGCAAUCCGUACACCUAUUGCAGCCUCCUGCGUGAUCCCCUGCCCGAACCCAUUGCCUCCCGUCACUGCCAGCCCUCGCCUUGCGGACCCAAUGCCCACUGUCGCGAGGCGAAUGGUCAAGCUAUAUGCAAAUGCCUGCCAGACUUUGUUGGAUCCCCGCCUGCAUGUAGGCCCGAGUGUACCAUCUCCAGCGAGUGCGACCUGACCAGGGCAUGCGUGCAGCACCACUGCGUCGAUCCCUGUCCGGGGAUCUGCGGCAGCAAUGCCCAAUGCCGUGUCCUCAACCACAGUCCGCAUUGCAGUUGUCUGCCCGGCUACACUGGAUAUGCCUUCAGUGGCUGCCAGCCGAUCCGACCCGUCAUUAGCUAUGAUGCUCCGCCCAAGGAUAUCUACCGCGACCCGUGUGCACCCUCGCCCUGCGGCACCUUCGGCCAGUGCAGAGCACAGGGCACCCAGGCCGUGUGCUCCUGCCUGCCAGGAUACUUUGGUGUCCCGCCUCAGUGCCAGCCGGAGUGUGUGAUCAAUCCAGACUGCGCCUCGCACUUGGCCUGCAUCAGCGAGAAGUGCCGCGAUCCCUGUCCUGGCUCCUGUGGCCUGCUGGCCCACUGCAACGUCAUCAAUCACACGCCCAUCUGUAGCUGCCCCCCUGGCUAUCAGGGCAAUCCCUUUAUCAGCUGCAGACCCCAACCUCCUCCAGCUCCGGUUCCAGUACUACGGGAUGCCUGCAAUCCCUCGCCAUGCGGCCCCAACGCCAUUUGCAGUGCCGGAGGACAGUGCAACUGUCUCGCAGAGUUCGAUGGCAAUCCGUAUGUGGGUUGUCGCCCGGAGUGUGUCCUGAAUUCAGAGUGUGCCCGGGACAGGGCCUGUCAGCGCAGCAAAUGCGUGGAUCCCUGUCCGGGGGCCUGUGGUGUAGGCGCCGUUUGUGAGGUGCGCAACCACAUACCCAUCUGCCUCUGUCCACCCGGGACUUCCGGAAAUGCCUUCAUCCAGUGUACGACCAUCCUUGUUCAAUCUUCUCCCGUGGAGCCCCCUAAUCCCUGCCAGCCAUCGCCCUGUGGAUCUAAUGCCCAGUGUCGCGAGGCCAACCAGCAGGCCGUGUGCUCCUGCUUGAGUGGAUACUUCGGUGUCCCGCCCAGAUGUCGACCGGAAUGCACCAUCAACUCGGACUGUGCCCCCCACUUGGCGUGCCUCAAUCAGCAGUGUCGCGAUCCCUGCCCCGGGGCCUGCGGACAAUUUGCCAACUGCCAGGUCAUCCGACAUGUCCCGCACUGCAGUUGUCCCGCAGGAUACGCGGGAAAUGCCUUCUCCCUGUGUCAGCAGAUACCACCAGCGGUUGUGCAGCGAGAGCCCCUCCCUGUGAAUCCCUGUCAUCCAUCCCCAUGUGGAUCGAAUGCCCAGUGCACGGAACAAGGCGAUCAAGCCAUCUGCAAGUGCCUUGAAGGCUACAUAGGAUCGCCACCCAACUGUCGACCAGAGUGCAUAACAUCCUCCGAGUGCCCGAACCAAUUGGCAUGCAUCCAGCAGAAGUGCCGCGAUCCGUGUCCUGGUUUGUGCGGACAGGCAGCCAGCUGCCAGGUCGUGAGCCAUGUGCCCUCGUGCCUGUGCAUUGGAGACUACAUCGGAGACCCCUACACGGGCUGCCGUCCAAGACCAGCAAUAGAACAAGACCAGAUCAAUCCGUGCGCGCAGAACCCAUGCGGUAGCAAUGCCAUGUGCAGACAGCAAGGAGGAGCUGCGGCAUGCCAGUGCCUGCCCGAGACCUACGGCAAUCCCUACGAGGGCUGCCGACCCGAGUGUGUCGUCAAUUCGGACUGCUCCGGCCAUUUGGCCUGCUUGAAUCAACAUUGUCGCGACCCCUGUCCUGGUAGCUGUGCCCCGAAUGCCCAAUGCCAGGUCGUCAAUCACAUCCCCAGCUGUAGCUGCUAUCCCGGCUACAGAGGGGAUCCCUAUCGCCAUUGCCAUGCGGUGCCUAUCCAGGCGGAACCAAUCGAACCGGUUAAUCCCUGCCAGCCCUCGCCGUGUGGUCCCAACUCUGAGUGUAGCGUAGCCCAGGGACAGGCUGUCUGUCGCUGUCUGCCCGAUUACUAUGGCUCGCCGCCUGCCUGUAGACCCGAAUGCACCACCAAUCCCGAGUGUCCCCACGAUAGGGCCUGUGUGGCCAGACAUUGCUCCGAUCCGUGUCCAGGCGCCUGCGGGCAGAAAGCCAUUUGUCAGGCUCAUCAACACCGAGCCCUGUGCUCCUGUCCGCCCGGCUACACCGGUGAUGCCUUCACCCGAUGCCUGCCAUUACCUGCUCCACCUCCCCAUCAACCCAUUCGACAGUCGUCUCCUGUAGAUCCCUGCGUGCCCUCCCCCUGCGGACAGUAUGCCCAGUGUCGCGAGGAGUACGGACAAGGUGUCUGCACCUGUCUGGACUCCUACUACGGCACUCCUCCCCACUGUCGACCCGAGUGCACCCUCAACUCCGACUGUCCCGGCCAUCGGGCGUGCAUCAACCAGAAGUGCCGCGAUCCUUGUCCCGGUGCCUGCGGUCUGUACGCCCAGUGCUCGGUCCUCAAUCAUGUCCCCACCUGCUUUUGUCCGCAAGGAUACCUUGGAGAUCCCUUCUACCGCUGCUAUCCAGCGCCAGCUCCGUCUCCGCCUCCAGUGACUCCUAUUGUUCUCAAAGAUGAUCCCUGUCAUCCUUCCCCCUGUGGUCCCAAUACCCAGUGCUCGAACGGCGUCUGCAGUUGUCUGCCACUCUACCAGGGCGAUCCCUAUGCGGGCUGUCGUCCCGAGUGCGUGCUGAGCACAGAGUGUCCCUCGAAUAAGGCAUGCAUACGCAAUCGCUGCCUGGAUCCGUGCCCGGGAACUUGUGGCUCCGGAGCCCACUGCAGAGUCCAGAAUCAUGUGGCCCUGUGUCACUGUCCGGACGGCCAGCAGGGAAAUCCUUUCGUGCUUUGCCAGCCAAAGCAGCAGCAGGAUUCACCCAUUCAGCUGCAUCCCUGCCAGCCAUCGCCCUGUGGUGCCCAUGGACAGUGUCGCGAGAUUGGUUCUCGCGCGGAAUGCACCUGCCUGCCUGGCUAUUACGGCAGUCCGCCCGACUGUCGGCCAGAGUGCGUCAGCGACUCCGAGUGUUCCCCGAGCCUCUCGUGCGUUAACCAAAAGUGUCGCGAUCCUUGUCCUGGUGCCUGUGGCUAUCUGGCCGAGUGCCAUGUGAUCAACCACAGUCCGCAGUGCGUUUGCCCGGCAGGGUACACGGGCAGUCCGUACUCCCAAUGCCAGGUUAUCCGUUUAACUCCUGUCCAACGGGAACCCAUCGAUCCCUGCCAGCCAACUCCCUGCGGCCCCCACUCACAGUGCAGCAAUGAGGAUGGCCUCAAUGCCAUCUGCCGCUGCCUGCCCGAGUAUCUGGGCGUGCCACCCUACUGCCGACCCGAGUGCAUUGCCAACAGCGAGUGUCCCAGCGACAGGGCGUGCAUCAAUUGGAAGUGCCGGGAUCCCUGUCCCGGUCUCUGCGGCUACAAUGCGAUCUGCCGGACGUACAAUCACCAGCCGAACUGUGUUUGUGCCCCCGGGCUGGUGGGCAAUCCAUUCAACUCGUGUCUGCCGCCAGCACGUCGGCCCUCCUACGAAUCCCCCGCGAUACCCCCCACAACGGCCAUAGAAGUACUGCAACACGAUCAGCCCAUCCGCAAUCCGUGCGAACCGAAUCCCUGCGGGGCCAAUGCUCGAUGCAGUCAGCAGAGAGGCAUUGCCUCGUGCGUGUGUUUGCCGGAUUACUACGGCAAUCCCUACGAUGCCUGCCGUCCAGAGUGCAUUCUCAAUUCCGACUGUGCGUCGCACAGGGCGUGCGUGCAGCAAAAGUGUCGCGACCCAUGUCCCGGCACCUGCGGCCUCAACGCCGAGUGCCACGUCCUGGAUCAUUUUCCCCAUUGCCAGUGCUUCAGCGGCUACACGGGUAAUCCUCUGGUCUACUGCGCCCCGCUGCCCGUUGUCCAGGAAUGUAAGCAUCCAACAUGCAAUCCCCCAUCGACUCCCAGUCUAAUCCUUUCGUCCGCCCCAGCACCCUUAACCCCAUGUGAUCCCUCGCCCUGUGGACCCAAUGCCAGGUGUCAGCCAUCGAAUGACCAAGCCGUUUGCUCCUGUCUGCCCGAUUUCUACGGAACCCCGCCCCAGUGUCGUCCCGAGUGUACUUUGAACUCAGAGUGUGCCCUUAACAGGGCGUGUGUCCAUCUCAAGUGCGUCGAUCCCUGUCCAGGAAUCUGCGGCUUGAAUGCCGAGUGUCGGGUGCAUUAUCACAGUCCCAUCUGCUACUGCAUCGCCUCGCACACCGGUGAUCCGCUCACCCGUUGCUACGAGAUCCCCAGCAGACGUAAGAAUACAAUCGCCGACAGUAUAAACGGUUCAAAGCCUAACAACCCCAAUCCCUUGGUCACUCAUUUCCCGACAGCCCCGACAGCCGAAAGACCCUUACAGAUAUACGACACCCCAUCACCACCCUAUCCAGUGGCAAUUCCCGGAUUGGUGUACAUUCAACAACCGCAGCCGGGAAUUGUCAAUAUCCCCAACCAGCCACCCAUCCAUGAUGUCCAGUACCCAAGGCCACAGUACCCUCCACAAUCAAUUCCACAACAACCAGGAGUUGUAAACAUCCCCACGUAUCCUUCGCCACAACCGACGAUUUACAAUGUUCCGUCACCCGAAACACCGAUUCAACAGCAGCCUGGAGUUGUCAACUAUCCAUCUUCGGUUCCACAACAGCCAGGAGGAAUAGUAAAUAUUCCUUCUGUGCCACAGCCCGUGCCUGUAGUUCCGCAACGACCAGUAUUUAUACCAUCGCCGGCGAACCCCACACCUGCACCACAGCCUGGAAUAGUGAACAUUCCCCCCGUGCCACAGCCAGUGUAUCCGUCACCCCAGCCGCCAGUUUACGAUGUGAACUAUCCCACGCCCCAGACACCGAUUCACCAGCAACCUGGAGUUGUCAAUAUUCCUUCAGUGCCACAGCCUUCGCCGCAGCCAGGAGUCGUUAAUAUACCUUCGGUGCCCCAACCUGUCUACCCAACACCCCAGCCACCGAUCUACGAUGUAAAUCAUCCUACGAUUCCUCAUCCUCAACCGGCACCCGGAAUUGUGAACAUACCUUCCGUACCGCAACCGCAACCGACACCUGCACCACAGCCGGGAGUGAUUAAUAUUCCUUCUGUACCGCAACCGACACCAGCACCACAGCCGGAAGUGUUUAAUAUUCCUUCUGUACCGCAACCGAUACCGCCGUCGCAUCAACCGCCAGUUUAUGUGCCAACACCCUUGAACUCUGUGCCACCUGCACCACAGCCAGGAAUAAUUAAUAUUCCCUCUGUACCGCAGCCCCGGCCUCCCAUUCAUGACGUCCAUUAUCCAACGCCUCAGACACCGAUCCCUGAAAGACCUGUUGGUGUUGUAAAUAUACCAUCCGUGGCGCAACCAGUGUAUCCCACACCUCAGCCGCCAGUUUACGAUGUGAACUACCCCACGCCAAACUCCCCAGUGCCCCAGAGGCCAGUGAUAGUGAAUAUCCCAUCUCUGCCGCAGCCUGUGGCACCUGUAUCGCAACGUCCAGUAUUUAUACCAUCCACUGUGAGCCCUGUGACACCUGCACCACAGCCGGGAGUGAUCAAUGUUCCUUCUGUGCCGCUGCAACAAGUGUAUCCCUCACCUCAGCCGCCGAUUGUGCAGCGCCCUGCCAUAUACGACGUGUACUAUCCGCCGCCUCCGUCGAUACCAGGUGUCAUCAAUAUACCCUCGCCUCCCCGGCCAGUGUACCCGGUGCCCCAGCAGCCAAUAUAUGUUCCGGCUCCACCAAGGCCAACUCCACACCCACAACCACAGCCGGGUGUAGUAAACAUUCCUUCGAUGCCACAGCCUACGUAUCCGCUUCAGAAUCCACCCAUUCAUGAUGUUAGCUACCCGACACAACGACCAAGUCCCGUGCCGGGUGUCAUAAACGUGCAUUCUGUGCCACAACCAACUCCUGUGCCAAAUCCUGUGCCUGGAGUAAUCAAUAUUCCGUCACAACCAUCACCACCAAAUAUUGUACCAACUCCCGGAGUUUUAAACAUUCCUUCAGUGCCACAGCCUACGUAUCCAACUUAUAAUCCACCGAUCCAUGAUGUUAGCUAUCCAACACCGCAACCAAUUCCCUCUCCUGCACCAGGAGUUGUAAAUAUUCCUUCUGCGCCACAGCCAGUGCCGUCGUCGAUUCCUGGUGUGAUCAAUAUUCCGUCACAACCAUCACCACCGACAGUUAUAGAAAGACCUGGAGUUAUCAACAUUCCUUCAGUGCCACAUCCUACAUAUCCAACACAGAAUCCAACACCUAUUCAGGACGUUAGCUAUCCAACACCACAACCAAAUCCUAUACCAGGAGUUAUAAACGUGCCUUCUGUGCCACAUCCAGUUCCUUCAUCAACGCCAAGUGUGAUCAAUAUUCCGUCACAACCGUCCCCACCGAAUGUACCAGCUCCCGGAGUGGUAAACAUUCCUUCGGUGCCACAGCCCACGUAUCCGUCACAGAAUCCACCUAUCCAGGAUGUCAGUUACCCAACUCCCGUCCCAAAACCUGUGCCUGGAGUGAUCAAUAUACCAUCACAACCAUCACCACCGAUUUAUGUACCAACUCCCGGAGUGGUAAAUGUCCCUUCGGUGCCACAACCUUCUCCUGCGGCACCCCAACAACCUGUGUUCGAUGUCAACAACGAGACUCAGAGGCCACAGCCACAACCCCAACCUACACCUGGAAUUAUCAACAUACCAUCCGUAGCACAACCAGGACCCACUCGUCGACCCAACUAUGAUGUGGCAAGGCCCGUUUUCGAGUUCAAUCCCUGCUACCCAUCGCCCUGCGGACCGUACUCGCAGUGCCACAAUCGCUUUGGAGCGGCCGCCUGCGUCUGUCUGCCCAACUACAGUGGAACUCCGCCCAACUGUCGGCCGGAGUGUGUCGUCCAAUCUGACUGUCCCUCGGCGCUGGCGUGCAUCAAUGAAAAGUGUCGCGAUCCCUGCCCGGGAUCAUGCGGCUAUGAGGCAGUGUGUCGAGUGCAUGAACAUGUGCCCCAUUGCUUCUGUCGCUCUGGAUACACAGGAGAUCCUUUCGUUUCCUGCCAACCAACACCGAUACAGCAUGAACCCAUAGUCCAGAAGGAUCCCUGUUACCCUUCGAUAUGCGGACCCAAUGCGGUGUGUCAUGAUGGGAAAUGCAGUUGCUUGCCGGAAUACCGAGGCGAUCCCUACUUUGGCUGUCGUCCAGAGUGCGUCCUGAACACAGAGUGUGCCCGGGACAAGGCAUGCAUCAAUCAAAAGUGCCAGGACCCCUGUCCAGGAACAUGCGGACUGAACGCACUCUGCCAUGUCUACAACCAUUUGGCGACCUGCUCCUGCCCGGAUAGAAUGCAAGGCGAUGCCUUUGUGCGCUGCGAUCCCAUCCCAGCCACAACAGAGCCGCCUCCAACCACAUUGCCCGCGGUGAUACCACAGCGUACGCCCAUCAAUCCGUGCCGACCUUCGCCAUGCGGACCCAAUGCCAACUGUCGGGCCUAUCAUGAGCAGGCGAUUUGCUACUGCCUCCCGGGAUACAUUGGCACACCACCCGCCUGUCGUCCCGAAUGCACCUCGAACUCCGAUUGUGCUCUGGACAAGUAUUGCCUGAAUCUCAAGUGUCGCGAUCCCUGCCCGGGGGCAUGCGGCAUACGGGCCAUAUGCCACGUGCAGAGCCACAGUCCCCGCUGUCUGUGUCCGCCCCAUCUCACGGGCAACCCCUUGCUAUCGUGUCAGCCCAUAGUUUUGCCACCACCUCCUCGCGACGAUGUUAACCCAUGUCUGCCCUCACCUUGUGGCCCCUACUCCGAGUGUCAGGCCACGGCAGGCGGCUCUGCCCGCUGCUCAUGCCUGCCCCAAUACCCCAGGGGAACCCCACCUCACUGUCGGCCCGAGUGCGUAAGCAGCGCCGACUGUCCAGCCGACAAGGCAUGCAGAAACCAUAAGUGCAUCGAUCCGUGCCCCGGCACCUGUGGCCAACUGGCUCUUUGCCGUGUGGUGUCCCACAGCCCCAUCUGCUAUUGCCCCGAGGGCUACGUGGGCAAUGCGUAUAGCAUUUGUGCUCGUCCUGAGCCCGUGAGGGAUGUGGUUGUACCUGUGCCUGUGCCUUGCCAACCCAGUCCUUGCGGCAUCAAUGCCAUUUGUCGACCCCACCAUGAUAUGAGCGUAUGCCAUUGUCUGCCCGAUUAUUACGGCAAUCCGUAUGAGAUCUGUCGCCCCGAGUGUACGGUCAAUUCGGAUUGCAGAAGUGACAGAGCGUGCCUCGGCGAGAAGUGUCGCGAUCCCUGUCCCGGUGCCUGCGGCCCCAAUGCCCAUUGUCUGGCCAUUAAUCACAGCCCCGUCUGCGAGUGCCACGAGGGUUAUAUUGGCAAUCCCUACCUCGCAUGUCGUAGGGUGCAACAUGAACCCACGCCUCCGGAAUACGUGAAUCCCUGCCAGCCAUCGCCAUGCGGUGCCAAUUCCCAGUGUCGCGAGUCCCAGGGCCAGGCCAUCUGCUCCUGUCUGCCCGAGUUUGUGGGCACGCCGCCCGCCUGCCGUCCCGAGUGUGUGAUCAGUGCCGAGUGUCCUGCGGACAAGGCGUGCAUCAAUCAGAAGUGCCAGGAUCCCUGUCCCGGCUCCUGUGGUCUGAACGCCCAGUGUCAUGUGAGGAAUCACAGUCCGCUCUGCUCGUGUCUGCCCGGGCUCACAGGCGAUGCCUUGACCCGCUGUCUACCUAAUCCCCCACCACCAAAACCACCAAAGUCGGAGGACCCUCCUCGUGAUCCCUGUUAUCCCUCGCCCUGUGGACCUUACUCCCAGUGUCGGGAGGUGAACGGAGGAGCCAGCUGCAGCUGCCUGCCCAAUUAUGUGGGCGCUGCUCCCAACUGCCGGCCAGAGUGCACCAUCAAUGCGGAGUGUCCCAGCAGCCAGGCGUGCAUCAACGAGAAGUGUGGCGACCCCUGUCCGGGUGCCUGCGGCUUUGCCGCCCUCUGCAACGUGAUCAAUCACACGCCGAGCUGCUCGUGUCCCAGUGGCUAUACCGGAGAUCCAUUCACCAGCUGUCGGAUCGUGCCACCAACGCCGCCCCCGACGACUCCGACCUCCGAUCCCUGCCAGCCGUCACCCUGCGGCGCCAAUGCCCAGUGCCGUGAUGGUCAGUGCUCGUGUCUGCCCGAAUAUCAGGGCGAUCCGUACACCGGCUGCCGGCCCGAGUGCGUCCUGAACUCCGACUGUCCGAGGAACAGGGCCUGCGUGCGGAAAAAGUGCAUCGAUCCCUGCCCAGGAAACUGUGCACCGAAUGCCCUCUGCGAUGCCGUCAACCAUAUUGCGAUGUGCCACUGUCCUGAGCGAAUGACGGGCAACGCCUUUGUGUCCUGCUCCCCGCUGCGCGAUGAGCCCCCAGCGCGUCCGCCCAAUCCCUGCCAUCCAUCACCAUGCGGAGACAACGCCCAAUGCCUGGAGAGAAACGACGUGGCCAUCUGCUCCUGCCUGGCGGGCUACUUCGGUCAGCCCCCCAACUGCCGUCCGGAGUGCUACGCCAGCUCCGACUGCUCCCAGGUGCACGCGUGCAUCAACCAGAAAUGUGUGGAUCCCUGUCCAGGACAAUGCGGUCUCAAUGCCAUCUGCCAGGCGGUGCAGCACAGAGCGCACUGCGAGUGCAGUCCCGGUUACACCGGCAAUGCCUACUCCCAGUGUCAUCUCGUGAUUGUGCGAAGACCCGAAUCCAAUGCUGUGCGCGAUCCCUGCUACCCAUCGCCCUGCGGCCCCAACUCCCAGUGCAGCAAUAAGAAGGGUCAGGCGCAGUGCCGCUGCUUGCCAGAGUUCCAGGGCACACCUCCCAACUGCCGACCCGAGUGUGUCAGCAACGACGAGUGCUCCAAUAGCCUGGCCUGCAUCAAUCAGCGCUGCACCGAUCCCUGUCCCGGCAGCUGUGGCCAGAACGCCCUAUGCGUGGUCCGGCUGCACACGCCCAACUGUCAGUGCCCCAGCGGCAUGACCGGGGAUCCCUUCCGCCUGUGCCAAAAACCACCAUUGCAGGAGCCACCAGCCACACCGAAGAACCCCUGCUAUCCAUCGCCCUGCGGCACCAAUGCCGACUGCCGUGUGACCGGCCAGAGCUAUGUGUGCGAAUGCAGCCAGCAGGAGUAUAUAGGGAAUCCCUACGAGGGCUGUCGCCCCGAGUGCGUGGGCAACUCCGAGUGUCCUGCGAACAGGGCCUGUGUGCGCAGCAAAUGCGUGGAUCCCUGCCCGGGAGUCUGCGGCCUGGAGGCGAUGUGCAACAUGAACAACCACAUACCGAUCUGCUCCUGUCCGACAGGAUACACGGGCAAUGCCUUUCUUCAGUGCACGCGCCUGCUGGCCCCACCACCUGUCUCCGAUCCCUGCUAUCCCUCGCCGUGUGGACCCAACUCCGUGUGCCGAGUGCAGAGCGAGAAGGCCGUGUGUGAGUGUUUGCCAGGAUUCUUUGGGAAUCCUCUGGCCCAGGGCUGUCGCCCGGAGUGCACUCUGAGCUCGGACUGCGCCAAGGAUAAGGCCUGCAUCAAUGCCAAGUGCGUGGAUGCCUGCGUGGGCGAAUGCGGCUACGGAGCCGUGUGUCAGACCAUCAACCACAGCCCCGUCUGCAGUUGCCCCGCCAACAUGGUGGGUAAUCCGUUCGUCCAGUGCGAGACUCCGCGCCAAGCAGAGCCAGUGGAUCCCUGCAACCCAUCGCCCUGUCGCAGCAACGGCAUCUGUCGUGUCCACAAUGGCGCUGCCACCUGCAGCUAUCCUGAGUGUGUGAUCAACGAGGACUGCUCCCGCGAUCGCGCCUGCGUUAGCCAGAAGUGCCGCGACCCGUGUCUGCAGGCCUGCGGCCUCAAUGCCAUCUGCCGUGCCAUCAACCACAAAGCUGUCUGCAGCUGUCCACCCGACUUCUAUGGCUCGCCAUACGCCCAGUGUCUGCGGCAGAUCCCACAGCUGGAGCCCCCGAAGCCGGAGUGCGUCAGCGAUGCAGAAUGCACCAAUGACAAGGCCUGCAUCAACCAGGUGUGCAGAAAUCCCUGCGAGCAGACCAAUCUCUGCGCCCAACAGGCCCGCUGUCAUGUCCAGCUCCAUCGUCCGCUGUGCGUCUGCAACGAGGGAUACACGGGCAAUGCCCUGCAGCAUUGCUACCUACUCGGCUGUCGCUCCGACACCGAAUGCGCCCCUACCGAGGCCUGCAUCAACGAAAAGUGUGUGGAUCCCUGCAGCUUCACCCAGUGCGGCGCAGGAGCCACCUGUCGCGCCGACUUCAACCACCGCGCGCGCUGCCACUGUCCGGAUGGAUACCACGGCAAUCCUCUGGUGCGCUGCGAGCGACCGGAGUGCCGAAGCGACGACGAGUGCUCGUUCCAUUUGGCCUGCCGCAACGAGAGAUGCGAGGAUCCGUGCAACUGCGGCAUCGGUGCCCAGUGUCGUGUGGACAACCAUCGCGCCCAGUGCCGCUGCCCGGCCGGCUUCAGUGGAAAUCCCGCCAUACGCUGUGACCUGGUGCCCGUGCAACCCGAGGGCUGCACCAUGGAUGCCGAGUGUCCCAGCAAGCUGGCCUGCUUCUCAGGCGAAUGCAAGAACCCAUGCGCUGUGACCCAUCCGUGUGGCGCCAAUGCCAUCUGCGACGUGGUCGACACACUGCCCCUGCGCACCAUGACGUGCCGCUGUGAGCCUGGCUAUGUGGGUGAUGCCGACAUUGGAUGUCGCAAAGAACCCGCUCAAGACCUGGGCUGCACAUCGCACGAUCAGUGCCAGGAUACGGAAGCCUGUCGCGCUGGCAACUGUGUCAAUCCCUGCCUGGAUGGCUCCCCUUGCGCCCGAACAGCCCAGUGUCUGGCCCAGCAGCAUCGAGCCAUUUGCAGCUGCCCUCAAGGCACCCAAGGGGAUCCGUUCACCAAUUGCUACCAGCCACCUCAAAUCACAGCUGGAUGCACACACGACUCAGAGUGCACGCCAACCACGGCGUGCAUCAAUAAGCGUUGCCAGGACCCAUGUGCCGAGGCCAAUCCUUGUGCCGGCAAUGCCGAAUGUCGUGUGCAGAACUCUCGUCCCACAUGCUACUGUCCCGCUGGCUGGGGCGGUGAUCCGCAAGUCCAAUGUUACAAACCUGAAUGCAAAAUCAAUGCCGAUUGUCCCUACGACAAGGCUUGUUUGAAUGAGAACUGCGUGAAUCCCUGCACCCAUGGACAAGUGCGUUGCGGCAGUGGAGCCCAAUGUUUGCCACAGAAUCACCAGGCUGUCUGCAGCUGUCCGGCCGGCACUCAGGGCAGUCCCUUCGUGGCCUGCAUAACCGGCCAUUGUCAAUACAACGAGGAUUGCGCCGAUCACGAAGCCUGCGACCGCCUAAACCGCGUUUGCCGGCCCGUCUGCGAGCAGGAGACCUGUGCUUUGAACGCCAUCUGUGUGGGUCGACGCCAUCAGCCGCAGUGCGAGUGCCGCGCAGGAUACCAGGGCAAUCCGUUUGUCCAGUGCGAUAUGCCACAGCAAACCCCACAGGCUCCGGAGUGCACACAGGAUGCCGAGUGUCCCUCGAAACUUGCCUGCAUCAACGAACGCUGUGCAGAUCCUUGCGCUACUCCUCAUGUGUGCAGUCCCCAACAGACCUGUGCCGUCCUCGAUACCCUGCCACUGCGCACCAUGAUCUGCAAGUGUCCCAGCGACACGGUCACCGAUAACUCGGGCAACUGUGUGGCCAUCAGGAGACCCAUUGCCCCGCCCAGUGGUGGCUGUCAGCACAGCUCCGAGUGCGCCAAUCCUGAGGUCUGUUCGAAUGGAAACUGCCUGGACGCCUGCCGCCUCGAAAAGUGUGGCGUCAAUGCCCAAUGUACAUCGCGGGAUCACUAUGCACAGUGCAGCUGUCCCGCCGGCUACCAGGGCAAUCCUCGCAUCGAAUGCUAUUCCACAGAGAUCGGCCUGCCGAAGAGUCCAGAGCCAGGCUGUACGCGAGAUGACGACUGCCCCAGGGACAAGACGUGCCGCAACGAAUUGUGUGUGAGUCCAUGUGCUGCGGAUGCCUGCGGCAUCGGUGCCUACUGCCAUGUGCAGCAGAGGAAGGCCAUCUGCCGCUGCCCGCCUGGCUAUUCGGGCAAUCCCAAGGAUCGCUGUCUGCCACCUUCUGAUGUGAUAACCGUCGGCUGCAAGUCCAGUAGCGAUUGUCCUGUGACAGAGGCGUGCAUCAAUGCCCAGUGCGUCAGUCCGUGCAACUGCGGACCGAAUGCCGAAUGCAGCGUUAAGAACCAUCAUCCCAUCUGCUACUGCAAGCCAGGAUUCUCGGGCAAUGCCCAGUUCGGCUGCGUGGCCAUUGGCUGCCAAUCGGAUGACGAGUGCAGUGGUGACAAGCAGUGCUUGAAUCGCGAAUGCAUCAAUCCCUGCCUGGUGGUCGAUCCCUGUGCAUUGAAUGCCGAAUGCUACGGACGCAAUCAUCGUGCCAACUGUCGUUGUCCCGCUGGCCUGGAGGGAGAUCCGUUCGUGCGCUGUCUGCGCCUAGAAUGCCACUCGGACUACGACUGUGCCUCGAACCUGGCCUGUGUAUCCAACCAGUGCGUGGAUCCGUGUGGCCAACAGAAUCCCUGCGCCCAGAAUGCCAUCUGUCAGGCCCUGCAGCAUCGAGCCGUCUGCCGCUGUCCGGAGCAAAUGCCUCUGGGCAAUCCGUAUGCCUACUGCGAACGCCGACCCGUGGAGCCCGUGUGCCGCGAUGAUGGCGACUGUCCCAGCGGUCUGGCCUGCAUCGAUGCCAAGUGCCAGAACCCAUGCACCGAACUCUCGCCCUGUGCCCGCACCGCCCAGUGCAGUGUCCUCGAUAGUGUCCCAGUGCGGACCAUGGUUUGCGAGUGUCCCGAGUCCCAGGUGCCAGACGCCAGUGGCGAGUGCCGCCAACUGGUGCUGGCCAGUCCACCGGGCUGUGAAAGUGACCAGGAUUGUCCCGACCAAGAGGCGUGCAUCCAUCGCCAGUGCCGCAACCCAUGUAACUGUGGCACCAACGCCAUAUGCCAGGUGACCCAACAUCGUGCGGUUUGCAGCUGCCAGGAUGGCUUCGAAGGCAAUCCCUAUGCCGCCUGCCGCUCGAUCGGCUGCCGCGUGGAUGGUGAGUGCGAUUCUGGCAAGGCCUGCAUCAACGGCGACUGCAUCAAUCCCUGCCUCAUCAACGACCCCUGCGGACCCAAUGCCGAGUGCUUCGUGCAGUCAAACCACGCCCAGUGCCGCUGCCUCAGCGGAUACCGCGGCAAUCCGUACGAACGCUGCCGCAUCAUCGGCUGCAGCAGCAACAACGACUGCCCCACGGACAAGACUUGCCAGAACGAGCAGUGCGUGAAUCCCUGCGUCUACCACAAUGCAUGUGCCCCGCGCGCCGAGUGCCGCCCCCAGAACCACCUGGCUGUCUGUCGCUGUCCUUCCGACUUUGUUGGCAAUCCUUACGUGGACUGCCGUCCCCAGCCGCAGCCCGUUUGCGUGCUGGACACGGACUGCCCCUCGCGACAGGCGUGCAUCAACGAACAAUGCGUGGAUCCUUGCCUCGUCCUGGAGCCCUGCCAGCGGCCGGCUCAGUGCCAGGUGACGCCCACGUCUCCAGUACGUACCAUGAUCUGCAUCUGUCCGGAUGGAUACAUCAGCAGCGGUAGCGGCAGCUGCAAGCCCACUACCGGCAUUGUCAAGGUGGGUGGCUGCAUAUCGGACUCUGACUGUGCCGCCGACAAGUCCUGCCUGAACGGCAUCUGCCGCGACCCGUGCAACUGCGGCGUGAACGCCGAGUGCCGCAUCAAGGACCACAAGCCUGUAUGCACUUGUCGCCAGGGCUACGAGGGCAAUCCCGAGUUCGAAUGCGCCAAGAUCGAGUGCAACAUCAAUGCGGACUGCCCCGGCACGCAUGCGUGCCGCAACCAACUCUGCGUGCCCGCCUGCCAGGGUGAACAAUGCGGCUCCAAUGCCCAAUGUUUGGCCAUCAAUCAUCGGGCCGUGUGCGAAUGCGCUCCCGGUCAUGGUGGAAACGCCCGUCUUGGAUGCACGCCACUGGGCUGCCGCACCGACGACGAGUGUCCCACGGACAGAGCGUGUGUGAACGGCAAGUGCAACGAUCCCUGCGCUACAACGGCCAUCUGUGGCCAAGACGAACUCUGCAAGGUCUAUCAGCAUCGUCCGCAAUGCGCCUGCCCGCCCGGUACUGUACCCGGACGCAAUGGAUGCGAAACGGAACGCCAUAUCCCCAUCUGCAUUAGCGACGGCGACUGCCCCAGCCAGAAGGCUUGUCUGCGUGGCGAGUGCGUGAAUCCCUGCAAUGCCACACAGCCGUGCGGCGUCAAUGCUGAGUGCCGCGUGCGCGACACCCUCCCAGUAAGGACCAUGAUCUGCGAAUGCCUCGAGGGCUACACUGGCAAUGCGGCUGUGCAGUGCGACAAGCGAUCGCUCUGCGUCAUCGAAAAGGGCUUCGUGCGCGAUGUGGACGGACAGUGUGUAUGCCCACCGGGCACCGCUCUUGACAUUUACGAGUACUGCACCCCUUGCCAAGUGGAGCAAGGCUUCCGCAUCGACGAAAGCGGCCAUUGCAUAUGCGCUCUAGAGCGUGGCAUGGUCAUCGACGAGCGCGGUCGCUGCACCUGUCCCAUUGAGCUGGGCUACAGCCUGACGCCCCGUGGAGAGUGCCAGCCGGAGGAGCCGCCAGAGUGUACCACCAACGACCAGUGCGCGGACAAUCGGUACUGCAAUCUGGAUACCAAGACCUGCGAGGAUCCCUGCCUGACCAAGGUGUGUGGAGUGAAUGCCUUCUGCAAUGCCAUCAACCAUCGUGCCCAGUGCCAGUGCAUUACAGGCUACACGGGCAAUCCGGAACUGCAUUGCAACCACACCAACUUCCGCACCGACUUCCCCAGACCCGACAUGGUCGUCAGCUGCCUGGCCGAUGGCGUUCAAGUAGAAAUCCACAUCACAGAGCCCGGCUUCAAUGGCGUGCUCUACGUAAAGGGCCACAGCAAGGAUGAGGACUGCCGUCGUGUUGUCAAUCUGAACGGCGAGACGGUGCCACGCACCGAAAUCUUCCGCGUGCACUUCGGCAGCUGUGGCAUGCAGGCGGUGAAGGAUGUGGCCAGUUUUGUCCUGGUCAUCCAGAAGCAUCCCAAGCUAGUCACCUACAAGGCCCAGGCGUACAACAUCAAGUGCGUCUACCAGACGGGCGAGAAGAACGUAACCCUAGGCUUCAACGUGUCUAUGCUGACCACAGCUGGAACCAUUGCCAACACCGGUCCGCCGCCCAUCUGCCAGAUGCGCAUCAUCACCAACGAGGGCGAGGAGAUCAAUUCGGCCGAAAUCGGCGACAAUCUCAAGCUGCAAGUGGAUGUCGAGCCAGCCACUAUUUAUGGUGGCUUUGCCCGCUCCUGCAUAGCCAAGACCAUGGAGGACAAUGUCCAGAACGAGUAUCUGGUCACAGACGAGAACGGCUGUGCCACGGACACCAGCAUCUUUGGCAACUGGGAAUAUAACCCGGACACCAACAGUCUGCUGGCCAGCUUUAAUGCCUUCAAGUUCCCCUCGAGCGACAACAUCCGAUUCCAGUGCAACAUACGCGUCUGCUUCGGCCGAUGCCAGCCCGUCAAUUGUGGUGGCUACAAUGCCUUUGGGCGACGUCGCCGCUCUAUAGCCGACAACUCAAGCGACACGACAGCCAUUGCCACCAACUCAGGGGUUGAGGGUCAGCUACGCGAGGAGAUAACCAUCUCAUCGAAUGCUAUUCUCACAUUCGAGAAGCGCAGCGGUCCAGGCCUGAAUGAUGCCAACAUCAAACCGGCGGCACAGCGAGUGGAGGAUAUAUGCGUAUCGAUGGUGGGACUGAUCAUUGCCUUGGUUAUCACGGCUCUAUUGGCUCUUGUGGCCGUCGCCGUGGCCGUCUCCUGCUGGCUAAUGGCCUACAGAAGGCGACCCAAGACCAUAGCCCCGCUGCCACAUCCGCCAGAGUUCCCCAACCCACUCUUUUCCAAUCCCGACGCUGUGCCCGAGCCAACGCCAGACUACAUCUCCUAAACACAACACUGGAAAAAACACACACACCUAGCUAUAAAACCUUAGUCGAUAAGAAAAAUAAGAAAAAACACCAAUACCAGAGAAAAAGGGUAAUCUUCACAGAAUUUUAAAUUAAUGUGAAUAUUUGAGAGGCACGUGCAAAAAGUUGUGCAAAAUGCAAAACAUCUAAUGAUAUUUCAAUGAAAAUGUUAAGAAUGAAUCAAAGAAAAACAAAAGUACAUUUGUGAGCAGAAAGAAAGAGGAAAAACGGGCCGGAAUAAUGGCCGUAAAACGUAAAACGAAAAAAAGCGAAAGUGUAAAAAGCGAGAAUUGUAUGUAAGCAAAAUGCAUGCAAAUAAUAAUAGUAGCUUAAGAAAAUAAUUUUAUUAUUUGUAUUAACGUUUAAUGUUCUCUCUUCCCCACUAAUAUGAGAAUUUUGCGUAGUGUAGCAGUAGCAGAGUAUUUAUCUUCCACAUGCAUAUGUAGAAUCCAAUCCAGAAACUGCCAAACAGAAUAUGUAGGAGAAGCGGGGGUACCCAGAGUGCAGCUACAAACGAAUUCUCGUCCUCUAACGACAACUUCUUCAUUAGUCGAUUAUCAAUAUUAAUAUUCUGUUAUAUAUAUUACGAUGAUAUAUAUGACUAAAGACUUCCUAUAAAUAUUUAGGGUGUGGGUAGUACCAACGACACUUUGUAUUAUAGCACAGAAACACAAACACACACACACUUCCUGUAACUUUAAACGUGAACUCAACUCGCCUUUUAAAAUUGAAAACUGCCUUGAUUUUCCAACACGAACGAACAAUGCACCCCAGAAUACUCUUUCUCUAGCAGUAUGUAAGAAAUCGUUGGACCUUUCGCGUGUGUCAGAUAUAACCACUUGACAAUAUGCCAACGAUUGUCUCUGAUGGAUUGUACAAGAGCUCAAGAGUUUAACACACACACACACACAGAUGCACACACACACACUCUAAGCUCGAAGCACACGGAAAUAGUUCUAGAAAGAAUAGUUAUAUAACCUUUCACUGCCACUGAGGCGUCAAGCAGCGCACAAAACGAUACAUACUGUCCAUCUAAUGCAUAGGAAAUACUAGGCUUGUUUUAAUUUUAAUUGCAACGACGACGACUAAUGGAGGAUUUGAUUUUGACCACUGUCCACCCACGGCUACUUACCACUGUACCAUUGUACCACUGUACUACUGUACUGUACCACUAGCCUCUACUAUGGUUAACCAAUUAUUUUUGUAGUUUCUUAGUCAAUUAAUAUUAAAUUGUUGUGAUUGUUUUUAAUGCAAAAGAGAUACUUCCACUAAACUUACUAAUAUGUAGGGAACCAAGUAUAAAGAGUACUUUAAAAGGCAACGAACCAGCGCUCCCUUCCUCCCCCAGAACCCUUCUAUCGUCUAUUUCCCCCAGCAAGGAGAGUCCGCUGCUGUCAACGCACCGGAAACUACGCAGCGAAUUUUCGUUUCCGGUGCCUGUUCAUAGAGCGCGACUGUACUUGAUGGGAGUUCAUUGAGAGUAUAGGGAUAUAGGGGGGUGAUGAUCAGCCUGGAUAAUUAAAUUAUUAAAAUGAAGUUUUAAAUAAAUAUUAUUAAACGUAAACAAAAUGUAUAGUCACUACUUUAAGCCGAACGUGAAGCGUUUAGAGACAGAAGAGCACUUCUUUAUAGUGAAAUACCAUAAAAAUAUAUAAACUCGCACUCAGACACGUACACAAAGAGACAGACAUUGUAAAUAAUACGCAGGCAGCAAAACUCUAUGGUAUUUUAGGUAGCGCAUUAUUGUGUAUAGGUUUCCAUACUUUGAUCCUCUCCCAAAUCAGAACCCGAUCCAUGCCAGGCAUAAAAUUAUUUUCUUAAUUCCACAAACACAUGGGCGCACUUCGAUGUACCUAAGUGAGUGCACAAAUUAUUUAAAAUGAUAACCUAAAUGAUCACAAUUACCAAACACUUUUAUUUUUCUUUUAUAACUUUAACAAACAUAUACCAUUUUUUCCGAGCUCUUUUAUAGAGCUCCAAAUAGAGUUCCAUCUGGACAAAACUUUUUGCACUGGCAGCAAAUAUGAUAAAUUCGAAAGAAAGUAAACCCUUAUUGUAAAAAGAACACAAUAGUUCAAUUGUAAUUAUAAAGAAAUGUAUUUAAAACGACAGAAAAUGAGAAACGAAAUUAAUUGUAAUCGCUUAUUGUAAACUAAUAAAUAAAUAAAUAAAUAUAAAUCACAAAA
Drosophila miranda is the source of this 58854-nucleotide messenger RNA. RefSeq lists its product as uncharacterized. Gene Ontology annotation, cellular component: nucleus. Gene Ontology annotation, molecular function: calcium ion binding; zinc ion binding. Lineage: Eukaryota; Metazoa; Arthropoda; Insecta; Diptera; Drosophilidae. The transcript has 60 exons. The coding region runs from base 34 to 56649 and encodes 18871 amino acids. The record is from RefSeq and is a predicted model, not a curated record.